GACCGGAAGUGCCCGCUGCCAUCACGUCACCGGCUUGCCCCACCGAGUGAGGGUUGCCGUGACAGCGGCGGACUCUCCAGUCGGAGUUCCCAGGCGCUCGUUGCUGGGGGCGGGAGGCUGGUCGCCCGCUCGCUCGCUCGGCCUCGCCGUGUCCUCCGGCGUCUUUCGACCAGGCCUCUCUCCUCCGGCCUCGGGUGUCUCCCAUGGAGCGGGCGGCCGCUAUGACGGACAUGUACGACCAGGCGCUGCUGGGCAUCUUGCAGCAUGUGGGGAACGUCCAGGAGUUCCUGAACAUCCUCUUCGGCUUCUUGUACCGAAAGACCGACUUCUACCGGCUCCUGGUGCAGCCGGCCGACCGGCUCGGCUUCCCUCCGGGGGUGGCCAAGUGCAUGGCGCUGCGGGUGAGUCCGAGAGGCUGGGGGCUCCUCGCCCAGCUCCCUUGCCCCUCGCUCAAAAUGAAGAGUUAUUUGUUUUCGUUUCAUACGAAUCCUUAUUUAGGUAGCCAUUUCCGGGAGGUUUAACUCUUUCUGUCAGCAAAACAAAACAAAAAAAGCAGCACAGUCCUGGCAGGGCAUCUCUAAAGACUCCAUAAAGAUUUAUUCUGGAAUAAUAAUAAUAAUAUAUUUAUACCCCGCCCAUCUGGCUGGGUUUCCCCAGCCACUCUGGGUGGCUCCCAACAGAAUAGUAAAAACACGAUAAAACACCAAACAUUUAAAACUCCCCUAAACAGGGCUAUCUUCAGAUGUCUUCUAAAAGUCAGAUAGUUGUUUAUUUCCGUGGCUUUUGUAGGUGGAAGGGAAGCUUUAGUCCACGAAGCCUUAUGCUAUGGAUUUUCUUGUGGUGGGUUCUAUUGGAGCGGAUUGUUUUCUGUCCGUAUAUGGUUAAGGAAUUAUAGGGUGUUUCUUGAACAGUUACAAGGUAGGUUUGCCUUUCAGAACAACAACAAAAUGCGUCCAAAGUCGCUUGGAGACAAGUGAGUAUGAGGCCUAAUAAAGAAUAACAAAUCAGACCAUUUUUAAAGUGCUGCAGUAGUUGAUCUGUUGUUUAUACAGAUAUUUGUUGCACUGUGAGAUGUUUUCCCCCUGGCUUCAAUGAAUUUAGGCUUAUCAUUUUCCACCCUCGUUUUAAUAAUCGCAGCAUCCCAGUGGGGGUACAUUAGGCACAGACUAAGUGUGUGUGUGUGUGUGUGUGUGAGAGAGAGAGAGAGAGAGAGAGAGAGAAAGAAACGAGACACAGAGAGGCUGGCUCAAAGUGAGCUUCAUGCCUGAGUUGGGUUUCGAACCUGGAGCCUUCCCAGUCUUAGCCCAACAUUAACAACUACACCGCAUUCCGCAGGAGUAGCUGCGUCAGUUUGUCACAGCAAACUCAACAAACAGUCUCUAAGGUGCCACAGACAAAACUCAGAAUUACACUGCUAUGUUUUUUGGGCUAGAGCCCACUUUCAUGCAUAAAGUAUGAUCCUUAGGUGGCAGAUAUAUGUUUCAGUUCUAUUUUCCCUCUUCACCUGGAACAAUUCCCAUGAUGGCUUACAUAAAACAAAACAGAAUUAAUUUCUUUUCUGACACAUUGCCCUAUGAUGGCAUUGUCACUCCAGUCCAUUCACAUUCCAAUCCCAAUCUUUAUUAGAUUGAUAAGAAUUAGAUUGUGGUUUUUUUAAUCCUCUUUUAGCUCACCGUGCUCACCCACCUUUGGCAGUUGGGUGCUUGGUUCCCUGGAUGCAAAAUUCUUGCUCUUUAUCCACUGUCUUAAGUGGAGAGUUAAGUGCAACCUUUUACAUGCCUACUCCCAUAUAAGUGGGUAUAAGGUUGCAGCCUUAAUUAAUUAAAUUUAUAAUGUGCCAGAAAUGUAAAGUGACUUUCUCUGUCAUCUCCAUAAACAUAAAUAAGACUAAAAAUAAUUGUAAUUUGCACCAGCUGUACUUUUUUUUGAGGCGUAUGGGUGCUCUUCUCCCUUCUCACAGUGUAUAUUGGUUUAAAUAUAGGAUAUCCCACAUUCUUAAGGGGCUAAAUCAGUGAAACAAUGAGACCCAACAUUCUCUUGCAAGAUCUUAGUGAUUCCAAAAUAUAAUUAAGAAUCCCUCUCCAUUGUGGUUUAUCGGAUGGUGGAUAUACAAUGGCUUUGUAUACAUGACUGGAAUUAAGAGGCGUCUGUGGCAAAAGUCCAACCUUUUCUUGUGAAAUAAGAGACCGUUUUUAAAAAAGGAUCCAUUAUUAAAGUUGAAUAUAUCUUAGUUAAGGUAAUGACAAUGCAUUUGAGCGAAUUAUUAUUAUUUAAAGUUAAUGUACCAAUAAAUUAUUUAAGCCCGUUGACUUCAUUGGGUCUGUUUUCAGGUAUGACUAACAUUGAAAAUCACCUUUGAUUUCUAGAACUGCUUAUCUUUUUAGCAUUAGAGCUCUAAAGAGUUCUGUAACCAAACUAGAGAAAAGGUAAAGUUUUUUAAAUUUAUCACCAGAAGAGCUUUAUUUUUGAUAACUAGAAAUAAAAGCUGUGUUAGGGCUUCUUUUACUUCCUUGUAGGAGUAUGAUUAAAUAAAGUUUUCUUUUGUACCCAAUUCUAAAUUGAAAUGGUGCUUUCUUAAUUUCAUGUCUCUCUCACUCUUGUCACACCCACCCACACACCCCUUUACUUUUAAAAGAGAGGGAGAAGAUCCCAAUGGCAAGUAGUGGGACAGAAGCAUUAAUUAGCUGUUUUUCCUGCAUUGUCCCUUCCUUAGAUCCCAUUACUGCUGUCAUGUAGCUGUUUUCCAGGCUUGUUCUUCUUCCUAGAUUCCCAGGUUUUCUUGUAUAAAAUCUGAUGAAAAUGCAGCAGGCUUUGGCUUUUUCACUGCACACUACAGGUUUCAAUUUGGAACUGGACUAUGGUUUUGCCCACAUCUUACCCAUGUAUCUUUUUUACAUGCAUUUGUUAAUGCUGUCUCAGACAGAAGUCUGGCCUUCAGAUUGAUAUCCACUUCAGCCUGACCUCUCCAGUCUAUUCUUGGAACAGUUGACUGUUCUAGAAUGGCUAUUGAAUUAUUUUUGUCAGCUGCUUUCUAAAAACUGGGCAUCAGAAGCAUGAAUAGAUUAAACACUUAGAUCCAAGUGUGUUUGUGAAAUAACUGACCCUGUGUGCGUGUGGCUAUGAGACGGGUGGAGAUGUUUUUUUUCAAUGUGUCGUUCGGAUGGGGCUGAGAGUUAACACAUGGCAAUUAGAGAGGAAGAGGAGCCUGCUACAAGUGGAGUGCUGCAUAUUUAUUCUGCCUCACCCUCAUCCCUGUGGCAGUUUAGAUGGCCCUUAUUAUUCUCUUAAAAUCUGCAUUUUAUCUUCUCUAUGAAGGACUUUGCCCAGCUUAGAAAUGAGGUGGGCUGCUAGAGUGUGAUAUCCUUUUUCCUGUAACCUGCUCACUUAAGUGGACUCAGUUAACUCCUUGUUGUCUACAGUGACCAGGCAGGUGGUUGGGUACAAGGCUAUGAGAAAAGAUGUUGCAGGUACGUGUCAUUACGUUUUAAUUUUGUAGGGGUAGCUAAACAGGUCUGUUACACCGAACACAUACAACAAAUACUGUUGUGGCAUUUUAAAGAUACUACUUGUAUUUUUUAUCUAUGGCCCUGAGUUUUUGUGGAAACCCUACAGCAGGGGUGGAAACCCUUUAGUCCACGGGCCUAAUUGGUCCCCACCAGGCCUUCUUAUUUGGUCUGCAAGGCUAUUUUGGCCAAGCUAUGCCCACCUCCCCUAUGCAUGAGGUAAUGUGUGGGGUAGGUAGCAAGCAGAAAGGGGCUUUUCAAGCACUGUUGAUGAACCUGCAAAGGGUUCUGCAAGACCCAAGUAUCAGCUGUUGGGUCUUGUGGAGAGCUUUGCAAGGGGCUUCAGAAGACCUGACAAAUAGCUGGUUGGUCAGUAUUUUAAGGCUUUUCACAAUAUAGUGCUUUGCAAGGCCCUCAGCAAGGCUUUCAGGUCCCUUACAGAGUGCUUGACAAGGUUGUUGGGUAUUCCAAAGAAAAGUGUGGCCUCAAAGAAAGGUCACCUGCCAUCACUGUGUUGCCAGGUGAGUGCCAAUGAAGGGUGAGGCUUUUUUCUUUUUCUAUUAUGUUUUAUUGUAAUUCAUAUUUGGUGUUAGCCACCCUGAGCCUGGCCCUGGGUAGAGAGGGCGGGGUAUAAAUAAAAAUUGAUGAUGAUGAUUAUCUGGCCUGCUGACUGUGUCCAGUCCCCCACCACUGCCCUAAAGCAUCUCACUAGAAGUUUAUGUUUAGUAUAGUUCUUCUUUCUGCAUAAUUUCCCAUCCUUCAAUGAUAAUACCGUGGGCUGGUUGUCCUUCCAAAACUUCAGCACUUGUUUUGUUAGAAAUAUAAAUGGCUUUGUUUCUGUAGGUCAUCCAUGAAGCAGUCUGUUUCAAGGAGCAGUUAUGUCACUCCUCUGAAAAAAAGCACACCCUUUCCAUCCAUUCUCUUACGGUUAUCUAUAGGUUAAUGGUUGGGCUGUUGCUUUGUUUGCUGUAUCACUUUCAGGCUUUCAAAAACUUUGAACACCUGGCCCGCCAAGAUGAUGACAGAAGACAGCAAGAACUUCAGGAAAAAGUGAAGAAAAGAGAGGAGGACAUGGCAGCUGCAGGAGAGAGAGUGAAGGUGGUGCCAGCUGUAGCUGAGGAGGUUGAGAUCAGUGCAGCAGUGGGUGAUGACUCUGUAUCGGAGGGUGGAAAGGCUACAGAGUCACAGGAGCCUGUGGCAGUGGAGGAGAAAGUAGAUGCACAAGCCGCCAAUGCAGCCGUGGAGCCACCGGAGGCUGUUGCUGCCCCUUUAGAAAGUCAGCCAGCAGAGCUGCCCAGGUGAGUGACCGCUAUGGUGCUUUGACCUCGUCGAACAUUUUGCUGAAGAGAAAUGAACUGGCAAUGUAUCUAUAAUAUGGCUUAGCCUGUAGGGUUGGGACAGGUUCAUUUUUCUUAAGAGGGCUACUAGGGAAACAUGUUUAUCUGUGAGCAAGGGGCCUCGGUGCUAUUUCAAUGGAUGAAUCUAUGCAGCAGCCUUUUGGAUAUAUACAGAAAUGUGCUAACAGUUAAGCCUUCAUGUGGCUGUUUCUCGCAUGGUGGCAUCAGCCAUGGGCCUGGCAGCCUAUUGUUUGGAAGAAACAGGAGCGUUGUCUGUGCAACAGAAUGCGAUAGUAAACGGCAGAGGUGGUGGAAAAGAUGGCAUCGCUCCACUCCUGAGUUGCAGAAGUUUUUCAGUGCCUCAGGUGGAGUUCUUUCCCAUCACCUGGUACCUGGUACUUUUAAAAAAUGGAGAAGCCAAGACUGAUCUUGAGACCAUCUGCAAGGAAAGCAUGUUCUCUACUAUUGACCUAUGGCCCUUUUCCAGUUCUGAAUGUAGUUGCAAGAUUUGUGCUUUUGAAUGCUCUCCCACAUCAAAGUCACUACUGUAUAGGUAGAAAACCAGCAGAGCUGACAAAGGGCCGCGCUGGAAUCUCCCUCCUUGAUGUAUUAGAUUUCUUUUAUCAAGGCAGGUUUUUUUCUGUAUGAGUAAACAACUAAAAGAUUUUUCACUGGGAGUUUAAAGUGGUGUGGCCUGUUCUCUUGAAUGUGUAGACUAGGCUUAAACGAGAGGCUGCCACAGAGUAUGUAAAUCUUGGUGAGAAUACUCUGUGGAAUUUAUUUGAUGUACACUUGCCAAGUAUACUGGCCUGUGGUGGCUUUAGGGAGAAACCUUGCCUAAUUUGCAAGUAUUGGGGAACCCGCUGUCUAUUAUGUGCUUGAUAUGUGCAUUUUCUUGCUCUUCUUGCUGCUCUUCAUUGUAGGUGAAACCCAAAAGCUGAACAUUUAUUUUGUUUAUUUUUCAAUAGAAUUUCUAGCUUUUCCAGGGAUAACUUGUGUUGCUGACUGAUUCUUAAAUAUCUCCACUCGUCUCUUAACACCCAUGCCUGGUUCCUAUCACUUACAUUAUGUUUCUCUGAGUUUCUGCUAAUAUAAAGAUGGGUCUGGGAAGAUGCUUUCAGUGUUUAAAGACUAAUCACCUUGGAAAUAGUACUUCAGAGUGGAACUAAGGCAAAUUAUGUUUAAUUUUGUCAAGUAGACACUCAUUAGCCUUGGAUGAAUUUUUUUGUGACGUGUUAGGGAGUUUUGUAUGUGUGAUACAGACAAAACUAUACAGUGGUACCUCGGGUUACAUAUGCUUCAGGUUACAUACGCUUCAGGUUACAGACUCCGCUAACCCAGAAAUAGUGCUUCAGGUUAAGAACUUUGCUUCAGGAUGAGAACAGAAAUCGUGCUCUGGCGGCACAGCAGCAGCAGGAGGCCCCAUUAGCUAAAGUGGUGCUUCAGGUUAAGAACAGUUUCAGGUUAAGUACGGACCUCUGGAAUGAAUUAAGUACUUAACCCAAGGUACCACUGUAUUGGAAAUGUAAUUUUUGAAAUGCAUUUUUUUACGGACAUCCCAAGCUGCGUGUGCUAGCAGCAGAAUGUGACACAGCUGGUGAGUGUAUUUCUCAAGGUACUGAUAACUUAAAAGCUUUUGUGUACUGCCAUGUAAGUCCUUUGUUGGUCGUCUAAUCACUUAGGAAGGCAAGGUGAAAUGAGGCUCUGUAUCAGUUUGAUGGCAUGGCUGCAGGAUGGGUGAAGCUUUACUGUCAUGGGAAUCUCUUAGAAUCCUGACAUCCAUUGUGGACAUUGCACUUCCUGUUGGUUUGGAAAGGCAGCUUGCCGAAAGCCAGAAACCACCAAUCUCUGCAUCCCAAACACUGAACAAGAUGGUUUCACAAUUGCCUGUGGAGUGUUGGAAUGGGUUUAGCAUCCUACAUGGGGAAAAGAUCCUGCUGGACACUAUUUUCUAGUGUUGAUGUAUGAGAGGAUGGAACAUUUUUACUCUGGAAGCAAAGCAGUGUUUAACAUAGUGAUGACGAGUGUGAGCUAAGAGCUGGUCUGCAAAUCUUGCCUUAGCCAUUGGCUUGAUCUUGGGGAAACCGCUGUUCUAUUUGAAAAAUGAUCAACCUACCUUAUAGGGCUUUGUAAGAAUUACUGAGGCUGUAUGUGUGGAGCAGGCUUUUUGAAGGUGUGAAAUGUGCUAUAUGAAUCAUGCUGCUCAUUUGGGUAGCAGUGCUGUCCCUUUGAUCUGCCUUUAGCCAGCCCAAACAUCACGAUCUGACGAUACACUGCAAUGUUGAAAUGAGCUGCAUUGUUCCCAGCCUGCGAUUUGUGGGGUGAAACUGCUGCAGCUCUCACUACGGGAGCUGAGGCUCUUUCACUCCACAGCCUUGGGGGCAAGUACAACGCAGCUUGUUUGCACUGCUCAGCUGGGGGGCAGGAAGGCUCCUGCUCUGCAGCUGAGCGAGCCCCGAUGUCUCCCAGGCAGCUGUGUGCCCCUGAACAGAGAAGUGUAAAGGAGCCACCUUCCCACCUCUGGCUCAUGCAAACUGGAGGAGAGGUGGGAGUUCUGUUACACUGUGUAGGCAGCCAAGCUAGGAACAAGCUACAUUGGCUGAGGCUGAUGUUCCUCCCUCAGUGGUAUGAGGGCCAGACCUUGAUGGCUGCUUCACCUGGUGGUAUAUUGCAGGUGAAACCACCACUGCCGAGUCCCUCUGCUGCCAGCACCUGGCUGCAGCUUGUUUAUCCCUCACACACUUGGUGCUGAUAGAGAGACUCGGCAGUGGUGGUUUCACCUGCAAUAUACCACCAGGUGAAGCAGCCAUCAAGGUCUGGCCCUCAUACUGGUCCUAGCAUUCAGUAGGGUUAUAUUAAUGAAUCAGUAGACUAAUAACCGAAGAUUCCCUAAACGUACAGCUUUUAAUCAAUAAUGUAUUCAUCUUGUUUAGCUAAUAUGCAGGUGUUUGCUGCUGAAAAGUUCAAGAACUGUGUGCAGAGAUGUUCCAUCCAACUUUUCUUGCAGAACUGCUGUAGUUGGUAUAAGCUUGCCACUGGGUGGUGUUGGCAUCCACUAAAUGGAUAACAUAGACUCCAAAGCAUAUUGAAGAGUUAUGUGAGGUCUCUGAGGUUUCCCUCCAGACAAAAUUUGCUGCUGAGAGCCUGGCUAAGCAAGAUGCUAUGAUGUUCAUUUCUAGCAACAAAUGGAUGGAAAUUGAAAUUCUGCAACAGUAUUUCCAACUCUCUUUACAUGAAGACAACAUAAUUCCCCCAAGUCUCAUCACCCAGAAGUUGAAACAUAUCUCUAAUAUACCAUCUUGCAAACUGUGAAUAAGAUUAACAUUAUUAGUCUUCAUCUGGUAUGUAGAUGAGGUGUGCUUACAUCUCUGCUUCUUAUUUAGUACAAAAAGUCAGUAUAUUUUCUCUUGUAGUUUCAGGAAUAUGGUGUUUUCUUUAAAUGUGGGAUAUGUUUAGAUGGUAGAAAGAAAAUAAUACAUAGCUGUAAACUUUCCCUUUUCUUGCGAGGAAUCCUAUUCGGAAUAAGGGAAUUUCCCUUUAAAAAAAAGGAAAACAUUGACAGCUAUGAAAUAAUAAGUAAUAAUGUGUUUGAGGGAGCAGUAAUAUGUGUAGGUGCAUCAUUUAUUCCUACAUUGCAGGGAGUUGGCCUAGAUGACCCUGGUAUAGAACUCUACAAUUCUAUGAUUCUACUAUUUAUAUGUGUACGAGUGGUGGUAGCUCCUGGGCUGAAGGCUGAAUGCCCAAAUUUCUCUCAUUUUUCUAACAUUUAACCAAAACAAUCCCCAUGUACUUUCUAGCCCUUUCUGUACAAAUCAGGUUCUAGCACUAUAAAAUAUGCAUUCAGUGAAAACUGAAUUAGUUUGUUAGUUGAAAUGCCUUAAUUACUGCCACUUUCAGUAACUGUGAUGAAUGUCUUUCCAGGCCAAAUCAAAUAUACAAGUAGAGUACAAGAGCAGCUGGCUAAAAGCGUUUGGACCUUUGUUAACACCUUACACAAAUGUGCACAGCCUCAGUACAGGAUGGUCAUUCUUAUCUCCCGAAACGUCCUUAUCUUUUUCGAAAGAGGGUGGGUUUGUAUGUUUUUCUAGAACUUAGAAGCACAGAAGUGGUGGUAAAUGUGUGUGUCUCCCACUUGACUGGGAGAAAACCAUAGAUCACAUGUUUUGGAUGCAAAAGAUCCCAUGUUCGAUCCCUGGCAUCUCGAGAUAGGAAUGGAAGAGACUUCUGUCUGAAAUGCUGAAAAUCUGUCAGUCAGUCUAGACAAUACUGAUCUAGAUAGACUUGGUACAGGUAGAAUCUAAAAUUUAAAACCUUUUGUGUUCACCCGUGUUCUUCCUCCUGGAAGAUGGCAAGGAUGAAACAAAAAUCUAAUCUCAAAGUAUAUUUUUCUCAUGCAAUAUGCCAACAAAGUAAUCAUAACCUGGCAGCUAUAUAGAGGCCUCUCAUUAUCACAAGACACAUACAAUGUAGUCUUUCCUCCUCCUCCCUUCUGGUCUUACAUUUAGAUGCAGCACAUCACAACUUUGAGUAGUAUUGCAACAAAUGCUUAAUGGAAGGAGAUGGGAUAUCAUUUUUCUGAUCUCUUGCCAAAGCCUAUAUUGGCUUGGCUUCCAUCUCUAAACGAUCCUAUGUAGGACAUGUUGCCAUCUGAUCUUUAUGUCUCCAACUUCAGAAAGAUCAGAAUAAAGAGUGCCUGUUUUAUUGCCAUCUGGGUGGUGUGAGGCUGUGAAUUGCAACACUCUUUGUGCCCAGACAUUUCCAUCUGCUUUGACAAGCAGCUCUCUCCAUCGUUCUCGAUGUCUGAGCUCAGCUCCUUUUUUAUUUUGAGUGCUGCCUUCUCACUUGGCCCUCUUUUAGAUUUUACUCUGCAUACAUUUGCCUCACAGUAUUUAAAAUAGUGUCACAUGUGCCACAGAUCAGUCAGCCUCCUGAGUUCUGUUUACAUUGUUUGACUCCCGAUUCUCAUUUGCGCCUUUGUUUUUAGGUAGAAGGCUGAACUCUCUUGGUUGCCUUAUUUUUCUGUUGGCACAGCAGACGCUUUGGAAGUCAGACAGCUUUCUUAGUAAUUUGACUUGGUGUGGGGUGGCCUGAGUGGAAGGCGCUUAAAGUGAAAUUGGCACUUCCAUGGCAUUGGGGGGGAAAAGAAGUUUUUAAAAAAUCAAAAGCACAACAAUACAAACUACUGGGUGAUAAUUGUCUGAGCAAGAGGAUCCACGGUGUAUUUAGCUGCAUAAAUUAGUCUUUUCUUCACCCCAUUUAUGGAACUGGGGUCUAAGUUACAUCUCUCUUAAGGCCUAGUAUUAGAAGAGUUGCGUCUUGUGAAGUUAUUGGAAAUGAGGGAUGAGAAGCAAGUAUAAGCUCUUUUCAGAGAAGUGUGGCGCAGCAUAAGCGGUUGAGGUUUCUGAAGUAGAACCAGGAGCGAUGGUGGCCUUUGUAAGUUGAACCACAAGGGAUUGCUUGCAAGUAGAGCUGAACUGGCUGUCCUCUCCAUGGUAGGAGAAAAUAGUAGGAGCUGCUAUAUUAAGCAAAACUGGGUUACGCUGGAACGGCAGAAUCAACACACUUGUGAGAUCUGUUUGUUCCCUUUCAAAAGUGUUGCUUGCCUGGAAGCUUUCUGUGACCCAGAAUUGGAGCUGUAAACUUAGAAACGUAAAAGUAAGAUGGGCAGGAUAUCUUUAAAAGGCACCAACUUCUAGCACACAUGCCUAUUUCAGUAUACCACAAGUUUGGUAAAGGCACUAGGCAUUAUUGCUGGAAUGCGUAGUUCAGCGACAUGACAUUGCAGUAGCUACAGGUAGGUAGCCGUGUUGGUCUGCCGUAGUCGAAACAAAAUUAAAAAAAUCCUUCCAGUAGCACCUUAGAGACCCAACUAUAAUAAGAAUAACAAACUUCGUUGGUCUCUAAGGUGCUACUGGAAGGAAUUUAUGACAUUGCAGGCCUUUGAUAUGAAGAACAAAGCAAAUACAUUAAGUUUGUCAUUGUUGGGCUUUGCAGUGAGAGGUACUUCUGCUUCAGAAGGACUCCCUCUACCUCUCUAUCAUAAGUUUAUAGUGGAGGUUCAUGCCAGGGUAUUUUCAAGUGUCUACCUAAUGGCAUAUAUCUAUUUAGGUGCAUAUCAGGGUAGAUCUCAGUAAACUAUGGGUCCAACCCAUGUGGCAGCUAGUUGUUGCUGUUUUCAUGUUAAGGCAACAGGUAUAUGCUUUGCUAUCUCAGCUAAGUCCAGUAAUUUUGACAACCAUUCCUCCAUGGUAGGUAAUGAUCAAUCUUUCCAUCUUUGUACAUAUAAAAGUUUCACUGCUGUGAUCAUGUAUUGGGAUAGUGUUCCAUGGUAUAUAUAUAUAUCUCCAUCCAUAAGUCCCAGCAUGAAGAGCUCUGCUUUCAACUGCUGUGCAGCACUUGGAAGGUUCCCCAGAAAGGAAUGCACUUCCGGGGCUGAAAAAGGUGUCCCAGUCCUCUGCUGGUAUGUUUCAAUAACCAGAAAAGCCAAGGUUUGUCUUUUAACCUACCUAUAUAUUUCAGAAGAGAUUGUGCUUUUAAAAAGCUUGCGUUUCUGAUGGUGUUAGUCAGUCAUGCCCCAAUCCUGGAUUAGGUGCAGUGAGUCAGAAUGGAAAAAAAUUACAUGGGAUAAAAAGAUUCAUCUAUCGAUCAAAGGAUGAUUUUGUCCAUUGAAACUUUACUUAAGUUCUUUUCAAUGUGCUACUGGUCAUUCCUCCUAGGGCACCAGGCGUAUUGGGUCUGUAGUCCCCUGCUACUUUUUGUACGCCUAAGUAGAGCAAGCUGUCUAUUGCUAGGCAAAUACUGAUAGUGUCUGCUGAGUUUGGCUCUCUGGUAGGCUUGUCUUGUCACCUGUUAAUGUGGUGUUGAGUUAGGGUGAGAGAUGUACGCUCACUGACUGGGUAGGCUGGCAAACUAUCAAGAUGUGGAGCUGGCUUCUAAAAAUUGAAGCUGGAAACAGUUGGAAGCCUAGAUUUUUUUAAGUUGAUCAAAGUGUUAUGUCUAUGUUGUGGCACCAUGUGAUAACAAAGUCAAAAAGGACCUGCUAUUUAAACUUUAAUUCUUUGGCAUUUUACAGCCUCUGGGUGCUAGUUCAUUGAAAAUCCAUGCAUGAAUCACAAAUGCUAGUUUUGGAAGCAUGCAGUCAAUUUUAAAGUGGGUUGGGCUUUAUUUUAAAACAAUAUGUUUUGCACAUUUGCAUCGUUAAGCCUAUAUUUGCAGGUAUGUUCAGUUUCCCUGAUGUAUGACUGCUGGUGGUUGUUUCCCUGGUAAUGAGGUAGAAUGCUGGAAUAAUUUAACAGACUGUAAGCUGAUGACUACAACUCUGAACGGUCUUUUAUGUCAGGGGUAGCUAACCUUUGACCCUCUAGAAGUUGUUGGACCAUAGUUCCCAUCAUCUCAAGCCAGCAUGACCAGUGGUCAGGUAGAUAGGAACUGUAGUCUAACCAUAUCUGAAGGCCCAAAGGUUAGCACUGCUGCCUGAUGUGAACUUCCUGGUACGCCAGCUGAGACCCUACCUACCUGCGCCCUAUAUCACCAGUGGUACAUGCUCUGGUUAUCUCCCACUUGGACUACUGCAAUGUGCUCCAUGUGGGGCUACCUUUGAAGGUGACUUGGAAACUACAACUAACCCAGAAUGUAGCGACUAGACUGGUGACUGGGAGCAGCUGCUGGGACCAUAUAACACUGGUCCUGAAAGACCUACUUUGGCUCCCGGUACGUUUCUGAGCACAAUUCAAAGUGUUGGUGCUGACCUUUAAAGCCCUAAACGGCCUCGGCCCUGUAUAUCUGAUGGAGUGUCUCCACUCCCAUCAUUCAGCCUGGACACUGAGCUCCAAGGGCCUUCUGGUUGCUCCCUCACUGUGAGAAGUGAAGUUACAGGAAACCAGACAUAGGGCCUUUUCGGUAGGGGCACCAACCCUGUGGAACCUGUUAGAAGCUGCCCAGAGUGGCUGGGGCAGCCCAGUCAGAUAGGAAGGGUAUUUGUUGUUGUUGUUUCUUUGUUUGUUGUUAUUGUUGUUGUUUUGUUUCUGAACACAGAAUAGUAUUAGAACUAGGCUAGAUCCACACUUCCUGAUAGUAUUCUACUUGCCAGUGAUCUUUUAGGUGGGGAGGCAGUCAAAAGUUAUCCCCCCCAUAGCCUGAAAUGGUACAGUCUGUGAUGCACAGAUCCAGCCUGACACUGUUGUCACAAAUACAGAUAAUCAAACCCAAGGAAGAGAGAUUAUUUUCUUAGGUUCAAGGUGGAUGGGGCUUACUUUUGCCAUACCUUCUGCCACACCUAGAAACUGAAAUUUUCAAAGGUACUUCCAGAUGGAGUUAUAUGAAUGGCGGCACACUGAAUUUGCAUGCAUGACAGUCCAAAGGAGGAAUUGUAACGCAGAUCCAAAAUGUUACGUGGUACCUCUUAUUCCACCCACCACCACCACUUUCUCAUUUACAAGCUAUCCAGAUGGGGUACAAGAUGGAGCCAAUUGUUUGAUAUCAUCCUGAAUGUAUAGCAUCUUUUCUGUCCUAUCCACUUGGGCCUAAGAAUGUGUUUCCAUUGUUUUAAUGGGUCCAGUAUAAGAUAUUGUACUCGAUGCUGCUUGUUUUAUUUGAAUUGGCGCUGGUAACUUGCAUAGUUUAUACAUAUAUUUUGAAAACAAACUGUCAGGACAUGAUUCUGAAAUGUAUUUUUCAUUUGUAAUCAAACAGGGACCACACCUGAGUUCAUCUUGGAUUCCACAUUGCCUCAGGCUGUGUUUGACAUCCAGUAAAAAAAAAAAGUGGGCUUCAAAUGGCUAUAAAUUAAGCUUUGGCUUCCUAAAAUAUGCUGUAUCUUGUGCCUGAGUGGUAUAGGGCGGGUAUAUAAGACCCUCGGGUAUAGGGCGGUAUAUAAUUAAUAAUUCAUUCAUUCAUUCAUUCAUUCAUUCAUUAAUACAGUGGUACCUCAGGUUACAUAUGGUUCAGGUUACAGACUCCACUAACCCAGAAAUAGUGCUUCAGGUUAAGAACUUUGCUUCAGGAUGAGAACAGAGAUCGUGCUCUGGUGGCGCGGCAGCAGCAGGAAGCCCCAUUAGCUAAAGUGGUGCUUCAAGUUAAGAACAGUUUCAGGUUAAGUACGGACCUCCGGAACGAAUUAAGUACUUAACCCGAGGUACCACUGUAAUGAGGAACGUUCCUGUGGGCCAGUGAGUAAGGCUGGAUUGUGCUUUUGUUCCAUUGAAAAAAUUAAGGCCCAUAACUUUCUUUUGUACUCAUGAAGCCUUACAACUUCAAUCGGGUGUUGGAAAUAUAAAUGCAGCUGCAGAGCUUGAGUGUAUCAUGUCUUCCAUAUCAAUUAUUUGCUUUGGGAUCUGGAUGCCUAACUCUGGAAAUGAGGACAUGAAGCCCAACUGAACCUACAUUUCUCUCUCUCUUCCUGCUGUUUUGUUAACCAAGAAAAAACUCCCUUUGCUGCAGGCAAGAGGACAGCGUGUGACUUGGUUUAAAUAAAACAUGGUUUCUUUGCUUAAAAUCAUUGCUCAUUAAAAUGGAGAAACUUCAGUGAAACCCUCUCCAAAACAAACUCUGGUUCCCUCAUUGCAGCAUUGUGGCUUUAGAAGUGGGUAACUCAGGAUUUCUAGGUUUGAAAAAGGCCCCCGUUGAAAUCAGUGUUAGUAAAAAUAAAAUAAAAUUGGUCCUCCUUGGGUGAAAAGCCUGAUUCUAAUUCUAAUGUAUUGAUACAGUCUUUAAAGUCUCUUUUCUGGUAGUUUGUGUAUGUAAGCAUUGUGUGAGCUGCCCUCGGCCCAAAUUUCCUAGCGAUGGCGGAGUCCAUCUUUCUGUCUGUGGACUUGUAGAGUAGGGGUCAGCAACCUUUUUCAGCCAUGGACCAGUUCACCGUCCCUCAGAUCAUGUGGUGGGCCGGACUAUAUUUUUUUGGGGGGGGAAAGGAACGAAUUCCCAUGCCCCACAAAUAACCCAGAGAUGCAUUUUAAAUAGAAGGACACAUUCUACUCAUGUAAAAACAUGCUGAUUCCUAGACCGUCUGUGGGCUGUAUUGAGAAGGCGAAUGGGCCGCAUCCAGCCCCCAGGCCUUAGGUUGCCUACCCCUGUGCUAAAGGCAGCAUUUUAAAUUAAAUCAGGAAGCUUUCAUUCUUCUGCCACAAAUCGUAUGCAAUUGACAAGCACAUCUAUGAGCUGAAAAUAAUAAGUUGUGUUCUUUUGCAAUGUGACGUAACUUGCUUGCCAUUCUGAAAACAUGAUGAUUCCCUGAUUUGUAAAAGAAUUAACAGAAAGGUUACUUUAGAAAGCCAGCACGUGUGGUGUCCUAAUCCUGAUCCAACCUCGCUGGAUGUAUAACAGAAACCUCAGUGUCCUUAAGCCAGGGCUGGGCAGCUUUGAGCCUCCAAAUGUUGUUAGUUAAUGGGCUGAGGAACCUUGUGCCCCCUAGAUCUUGUUGGACUACAAAGUGCAUCAUUUCUGACCAUUGGUCAUGCUGGCUGGCGCUGAUGGGAGCUGUAGUGAGACAACAGGUUCCCUACCCUAGCCAUAAGUGAACACAAUGCAGCAUUUGUAGCAGUGACAACCUCGUGUCUUGCAGGCAGUGACCAUUAUAGGUACGUCCAAUUGAUGUGCAAACACGUGAGUCCUUUCGGUGUAUGUUUGCACACCCCGUAUCUUGCAGUAGCAAAAACGUUUUUUAUUGACUCAUGGUCAAAUAAGUUUUCUUAGCCUUGUGUCUUCCCCGGAUCACCAGUAGAUGGUGCUAUUGUAUCCUUCUCUGAGACACGUUCGCUCUAUUAACCUUAUUGAUUUGUAACCCAUGGUCCCUUUCUAAGGGGCUGUUCAGACUUCUAAGGGGCUUUUUAGUGGCUUUUUAGCAGUGUUGAGUACUUCUGUGGCCUUGCACAAGGAAGUCUGGAGUGUCUUCUUAGAAUCUUGGUGCAACACCCAUGUAUUUAUUCUCUUGAGCCAAAAGGCUCCUAGAGCAGCUUGGAAGUCAAUAAAAAUCUAAACACAUGGCCUUAAAAUUCUAAUGGAAAAAGGAAUGGAGCGGGAGAAAGGAAACAAGCAAAUUUGGGUACCACUUCUUAAAGUUACAUUUCUUUUAACAACCAACAGGGAUGGCACUAGUUUAGGUACCUUGGUGGAAUGCCCAUUCCUAGGUGACAGUUGAGGAAGAACCAAUUUCAGGAAAAAUACUAUAUUAGUUGCUUUCCAUUGCUGCUCAUCUAUCAAUAGGGAUAUCUCGUAUGAAAUGUUCCUUACUGUCCUCGGUUCAUUCCUUUGCAUUUCUGACCUCCUAGUUAAUUACUUUGAUGGGCUCUUCUUGCCGUAGGCUGCUGUCAAAGAGAUGAUUUAAAUGCCUGACCACUGAAAUAAAUUCCAGUCUGUUUUGCUAUGCAGGGUGCCUUUCUGUGAAAUGCCAGGCUUCCUACGUGCAGGCUUUGAGAAGGCCUAUGAAAGGACCUCAUGCAGUUUUCAUGCUAGCUUGAAACUUGGUUAUUUCUUAGCUGAAUCAUUUUGCUGUUAACUCCGUGUUCUUGCUGUGCUUUUUGGGUAACUCAGAGUAAGUGGGUACAGUAUCUGGGACCCACGCCUUUCCUUUGAAAGGAUACCUGCCCUGUGCAGGUCUACUGUUUUCAGUGAGGUGUACUUCCUUGUAGACUUGUUUAGGAUUGCAGCCUCAAAUUUUGAAGAUUUAUCCUUUCACUCCUGUUUAGAUGAGUAGCUUUAGAGAGAGAAAAAAUUUAAGUGCCUGGGGACAGCCUAGUGGCAGCCCGGGGUUUCUGUUUUGCCCUCCUUGAAAUAGACUUCAGGCUGAUUUGAAGGGCUCGUUAAGUAGCAGAAAAGUGAUGAAGGAACAUCUUUGGGCAUGUGUGAUGAGGGCUAUUGCUGCAGGUAGGACUCAUGCCCUGUAUGCAGGUUCAACCCUUGACAUAUCUAACUUAAAGGAGUAGGUAGCAGAUGAUGGCAAAUCCCUUUUCCAAACAUCUUGGAGAAUGUCUCCUGCCAGCUUUGGGUAUAACUUUGACAAACUUCACCACACCCUGGCUCCGCCAUGCAUUUGCUGUCCUGUCCAUAUAUGAAAUCUCCUGCAUGUCUAAUACGGUUCCUAAACCACUGUAAUAAAAACCUUUAGCAGCAUGCAAACUCAAAAUAUGUCAGGUCCCAGGUGGUUUGAGAGAGCAAAGUCAUUGUCAAUAGUAUAAAGAACUUUUCCUAAAACACAAAAAUGCAUAUUGGGGGCUAUUCAGGAUGUUUGCUUUUUGAAAGAAAAAUCUGCAUUAAAAAUAAUUAACCAGGCAUUAUGUGCUAAAUGCUGAAUUCUGUCAGCUGAUAGUAUUUAUGCAUGCCAGGUUGUUGUUUUUUACAUGCGUUUGCUCAGUUUGCAUCUUCCAAAGAGCAUCUCUUAAGUGUUUGCAGAAUCUUUUGAUUCGGCUUAGUGGAUUCUGCUUACUGGUGGUCUCUGCUGCCAGAGCUAAACGUGGAGCCCCGUGUUUGCAGAGUCUGGAGUAUUUUAGUAAUGUGCAAGAAGAAAUGAAGAUGGAGCAGUAAAACGGCCUGCCAGGAAGCAAUGUGGGAAGAACAGAACUCUGCAGGCUAACACCACUCCAGAAUGCUGAAAUCACUUUACACAUGUUACGUAGAUCUGCAACUAUUUGCAUCAAAUCAUGAAUUUGGGAAGGCACCUUUUUUUUUAAAAAAAGAAGGAGGUAAAUGAAGAUUCUCGGGAAUUCCAAGUUCUGUGCCAUAUACACAGAGUGAAUGAAUGAAAUCACGAGGGACAGCAACUCUAGGCUUCAACUUUGAGCCUUGAUAGUCAAGCUGACUCCCCCUUUCUGCUGAGGAAAAGACAGUGCUUUGUUUGAUGUCCUAUGGUGCUCAAGUCCAGGCAACUUAGGAUGAAGAAGUCCCUGCUGCCCUCCUCAGCUCUGCUCUGCUCCGAGUUUCACGCACUCAGAAAAGCAGCAAGGAAUCUCACUGCUUCCCAUGCAUCUGCACGGCUCUACAUACUGUCUGGGAAAGUCAUUUCUCUCCUCCAAACUCAGGAGAAGGAUGCCAAUUCUCCCCAACACUGUGCUCACCAGUGGCACAUCGUACCUGUGGACUCUUGGGCUGGAGGAGGAGAAAGAACGAUAGAUACAAAUGAGCAUGGCUUUUGAAAGGAGAUGAACACCAGAUUUGUUGGUGUUUAUGUUUGGUUUAAAUAAAUAAUUUAAAAAAAAGCUUUCACCACCACCCCAUGACACAUUGAAGCAAAAAUAGAACAAGGCGGAACACAUAGACGCACCCAUCAUCCCCACUACCAUCAGCUAAGUAUGAGCAAUGCUGAACCCUUUAUUUAAAAGCUGACGUUUCCCAACCCUCUACUCCUACAGUUUCAACAGUUUUGAUUUUUUGGCCACUGCUGCGGUUUUCUGCUCUUAUUUAGGUGGCCGGCAUGGCAGGUGGUUUGUAUUGCCAUGAUUGUUCUUCCUAGGGUCUGUCUUCUGGGUAGACAUCCUUCUUGCCCUCUGUCUCCAGCACAGGCAUGAUUGAUUCCCAGAAAUGCAUUCCCUGAAUGUCUGUAAGGUGCCAACAGCAGCUCAUUCCCCUAAGGCAUGGGUAGCCCGAUGUUAUUGGACCUCUGCUCCCAUUAUCCCUGAUCAUCUGCUGUACUGGCUGGGGAUGAUAGGAGCUGGGGUCCCAACGUCUUCCAGAGGGCGCCAAGUUGGCUAUCACUGUCCUAAAGCACCCUGGGUACUUUCUGCUUGUUCUGAAGAUGCUUCUUAACAAACAAGCUUGCCACCCUGCAUCUGUCCAGUUCUAGAUUUACCCCCCCCCCCCCCAAUAUUCUGAUGUUUCUUACAGUAGCUUUGCUUUGCAAUUUCUGGUACCGUUGAGGCUUGUCAGCUCCCAAUCUGCCACUUGCACGUUUCUGCUUUUGCUUGUGGGUCUGCAAAAACCCAUGACUUUUCCUCUCUGGUCACCCAUGAGUGUGACGAGAGAUGAAAGUGGGUGGACCAGUAGAUGUGACUCUUUUGUGCAGUAGGCUGCAUUCCAGCCAUCCAAAAGCCCGAAGUUUCUCUCUUAUCUUUCAUCCAGGCAAGCGAGAGACACAAUCACAAUUAAGUGUGCAGCUACAUUCCAGCAAGUCAAAGCCCUUGAGCAGGGUGCAAAGCAGAGGUGAGGAUGGUGGGGCCUGUAGGGGCAUGACCUAAGGAGACUAUUGAGGCUAGGGCCUGAGGCUUCCUACCUCUGUGCUAGAGGAAUUCCACUUCUUUGAAAAUGAGUCUUCAAGCUUUUUAAACUGACAUUCAGAUCAAGCCUGCAGUGCAGUCUGGGACCCACUUCUUUGGUGAACUUGGAGAUGGAUACUUGCGAGUAUUUUCCCUCAUUGAUGACCAAACCCUGAGCAUGGCUUAAUUAAUGUGUGGAACUUACAAGCCCUAAGCUGUUGGAGAGUGAUGAAUGAAUUCUUUAUUUUGUUUAGGCUGCACAUACAUAACCAUAUCUGGAAUUUAAAACACCAGUGGUGAUCUUCUGCAGUUGUCCAGUUAGCUCUUUUUCCCCAGUUGUUGGUGGAGUGCAGUAAUAAGGUAGAACCCAGCACAGCAGUCAAGUGACACGAGCAGUGCAUAUAUAAUAAAGGCCAGAUCCUAAUUUUCUAAAUACUGAGGCAGUUGCAAGUGGAAAACAUGCUCCUUACCGCAAUUACUAUCUCACUGUCCAGAAAUGUGUCCUCCAGAAAGGAGGACCUCUUUCCCUGGCAACAUUCAGUUCCCAAAACUGCAACCAUCAGCCUUCCUGCUUUAUCAAGAUUUGUACUGCUCCAAUCACAGCAUCAAAAUACCUCCUUGGGAACGACACUCUUUUUAUAAUUUUUUUUUUUUUUGCAUUUUCUAUUUUACAUUUACAAGCAAAAUAAAAACAUAAAUAUAUAAUCCCAUUUGACUCCCCCCCCCCAAUUGUGGAUCUUAAUUUAACGAUUUUUCCCUCUGCAUUUCUUUAAUAACUCUAUUCUUAUAAAUCCUUUAUCAUUCCAUAGUUCUAAUUUUUACUAUAUGUGUUCUGUCAAUCCUACCAAUGUGUGUAACUGUUUACAAUAGUUUUUCAAAUAGAUUAUAAAUUUUCCCCAUUCUUUAUUAAAGACCGCCUCUUCCUGGUUUCUAAUUCUUCCUGUAAGUUUUGCCAUCUCAGCAUAGUUAAUCAAUUUUAUCUGCCACUUUUCCUUGGUUGGAGUUGUACCAUCUUUCCAUUUCUGGGCUAACAGAAUCCACACAGCCAUGGUCGCGUACAUGAAUAGUUUCAACUGGUCCUUCAGGAUCUCUGGACCUAUAAUACCUAAGAGAAAAGCUUCUGGUUUCUUAGGAAAAGUUGUUUUCAACAUUUUUUUCCAAUUCAUUAUAUACCGUUUCCCAGAAGUCCUUUAUCAUCUUACAUGAUCAUCACAUGUGGUAAAAAGUACCCUCUUUCUCUUUACAUUUCCAGCAUGUUUUAGAUUUUGAUUUAUACAUUUUAGCUAAUUAACUAGUAGUUAAAUACCAAUGAUACAUUGUUUUCAUAUACCACAUUUUUCCGUGUAUAACACGCCUCUAUGUAUAAGACGCCCCCUAUUUUUGGGGACUCCAAAUUAAGAAAAUGGGAAAUUGCCCAGAGUUGUUGAGCUUUUUAUUGGGGGGGGUUGGCCCAGAGUUGUUGAGCUUAUUUUAGGGGGGAUUGCCAAAAAUCACUCAUCAGGAUCACACGUCUGUCAAUAAUUUAUUCUUGGUUUCUUCCCCUUCUAGAUAAAUCUUGUAAUAUCUUUCUGCCCUUCUUUAAAGCAUCUUGUAUUGCAGAUCACUGGUAUUGUUUGAAACAGAAAUAACAUUUUUGGUAGCAAAUUCAUUUUUAUACAGAUAUCUGCCCCAUAAGUGACAAGUUCAUCCCUCCCCAAUUUCUAGGCUUUUCUUAAUACCUAGAAGUAAGAAAUGAUAAACAAGCAGCACUGAUGUUUAUAGAUGCAGAGAAGGCCUUUGAUAACAUGUCAUGGACUUUAAUACAAAAACUUUAGAAAGAGAGAGAGAGACAUGCUUGAAAGCGAUUGAGGCAAUUUAUUCUAACGAAUAUGCUAUGCUGAUAGUGAAUAAUGUCUUAACAGAAAAAUUUAAGAUAACUAAGGGGACAAGACAAGGCUGUCCCCUGUCCCAGUUAUUGUUUAUAUUGGUUUUAGAGGUUCUGGCUAGAAGAAUUAGAGCUGAUGAAGAGAUUAAAGGGAGAGCAGUGGAGCAGAGAGCAUAUAAACUUAAGGCAUUUGCUGAUGAUGUGGUGAUAUCUGUAGAGGAACCUAUGGCCAGUGUACCAAGGGUUCUAGAACAAAUAUUUGAAUUUGGAGAGGUAGCAGGUUUUAAACUUAACAAAAAUAAGAUGAAAAUUAUUGUAAAAAAUAUGAGCGACCAGAUAAAAAAAUGAUCUACAAUUAUCGCAAUCUCUUCCCAAAGUUUAAUGUACAGUAUAUUUUAAACCGUGUGGUGUCAAAAGUGACCUUUGCAGUGGCCCACAAGGAACUUCCCCAAUACCACACCGUGGAAACCAUAAUCAUAACCUACAUAAACGGUAUCACAGAAUCUGAUGGUCAUUGGUACCAAAUGGUAUAAGGGUCCCUGGAAAAUAAGAGAGCUGCUCUAUUUAUUUAUUGCAUUUAUAUCCCACCUUUUUCUCAAGGAGCUGAAGGAGGUGUACAUGGUUCUCCCCCUCCUCGAUUAAUCCUCACAGCAACCCUGUGAGGUAGGUUAGGCUGAGAGGAGGUGACUGGCCCAAGACAACCCAGUGAGCUUCACAACUUUUCUCCUGACUUCUGAAGCACUUAAUCUGCCAAAGCAAUUUCAGUCCUGAAACUUGGUUAGAAACUAGACUGGAAUGCAUAAAGAAACCUUGAGUCUAGACAUGCCCAGAGUUACACAGCCACUGCCCACCUCUUUGCUAGCAUAAAGGAAGGAGGAUAACACUGGGUAACAGCUGGUAAUAUCUAAAGCGGGCUUCCUCAUCCUCGGCCCUCCAGAUGUUUUGAGACUACAAUUCCCAGCAUCCCUGACCACUGGUCCUGCUAGCUAGGGAUCAUGGAAGUUGUAGACCAAAAACAUCUGGAGGGCUGAGGUUGAGGAAGCCUGAUCUAAAGUCUCAGAAGGUUUCCUCUUACUACUGUCCCGUUUAAAGGAGGAUAAUAUGUUGUUGUUGUUUAGUCGUAUCCGACUCUUCGUGACCCCAUGGACCAGAGCACGCCAGGCACUCCUGUCUUCCACUGCCUCCCGCAGCUUGGUCAAACUCAUGUUUGUAGCUUUGAGAACACUGUUCAACCAUCUUGUUCUGUUGUCCCCUUCUUCUUGUGCCCUUAAUCUUUCCCAACAUCAGGGUCUUUUCCAGGGAGUGUUCUCAUGAGGUGGCCAAAGUAUUGGAGCCUCAGCUUCAGGAUCUGUCCUUCCAGUGAGCACUCAGGGCUGAUUUCCUUAAGAAUGGAUACGUUUGAUCUUCUUGCAGUCCAUGGGACUCUCAAGAGUCUCCUCCAGCACCAUAAUUCAAAAGCAUCAAUUCUUCGGCGAUCAGCCUUCUUUAUGGUCCAGCUCUCACUUCCAUACUGGGAAAACCAUAGCUUCUCACUUCACUACUGGGAAAACCAUAGCUUUAACUAUACAGACCAUAGCUUUAACUAUACGGAGGAUAAUAUAUCCUUCCUUAAAAGGGGUCCUAGCAUGUAGUUAUAAAGGGAACAAAUAACAGGCCACACAGUUCUCUAAGCAUCUUGUCUACAGGUUACCGUAGCUGAAAGUGAUUCAUGCAACAGUACUUAGCUGAGGGCCCAGAUGUUUCAGUCAUGGGACAUAAAAUCAAAGUGGAAUCUUAAGCUGGAGCACAUGCAAGCAUUUUUUCUUUGCUAGGGUGCACAGUUGUACUGCCCUCACUGCAGGAAAUAUGUCUUUACAUAGGCUCUAAGUAGGACUGCCAACUGUGUGUGUGUGUGUUGAUCAUGAGCCUUUUUAAUGCGUUGCAUUUUCAGGAAAUGUGCAUGCCAUCAAAACCUCAGUACAUAUUGCUUUUAGAUAUACUAAAGAAAACGUAAGCAAAGUUGACAGUUUAAUAACCAAAAGACAUGGUGAUCUUUAAUACUGUGGUUAAAGUAAUCAUACAAGAACCCUAAAAAAUAAAUGUGUCUUUACACACUUGAUAAUCAGCCAUACUGUGGCUACAUUUCACCCUCAUCAAUUCAUCAGCUGAUUUAGUUGAUUGCCAACUAAACCGAAUAAAGCAGGCAGCCCUAGCUGUCAACUACAGUUGGUUGAAUUUGCCUUUGCAGACCUCACUGCUUCAUCUCCCAUAAUCCUUCAGUAAAACUUGAGCUAAGACAUGUCAGGGUGAACAUGUCAGUUGACCAAGCCAUUUCCCUACUUUAGAGAGAGAGUCUAGGCCUUUGGAAGAAUAGCCUCUGGAAAUUAACAGAAUCCAUCAGCUUCUUGGUGCAAACAAUGCUAAUAUCUUCUUUCUCCUUGCUUCCUGCAGAAACUUGAAAUCAUUCUAAUCCAAGCCUUUGAACAUGGUGAAAAAUCCUAGAUAUAAUGACAAAUAAGCCAAUGGGACUAAAUAACUCUGAAUUCUAAUUUCAGAGGGACCACACAUGCAUAUCUUGUCCCCUGUGCUUAAGGAAAUAAUAUUUUAGUGCCCUCUGUGGGGUUUUAUAGGUCAGAACUAGCAACUAGAUACAUGUCUGAAAAUCAACAGAAAGGCAGGACUGGCAGAUGGUGAAGACCUGAUGUGGGUGCCAUGUGCUCCUGAUUUGUCAGGAGGCAGACUGUUGUGUUCAACACUAACUGAAGCUUCUCAAAGUCAUCCAGGCUUUAAAGAGUAUUAGUCCGUUUAUCCUCCUGAAAUCCAUUACACUUACCAGGAAAGAGAGAGAGCGAGUAUUGUAAAUCUGAUAGCUUCCCCCUGCUUCUCUGUUCUAUUUGUCCUCCAGCCCUUUUGGCUCCUGUAGUCUCUAGGCAUUUUAGGAAGCUGGAAUCAGCCACGUUUGUUCUAUGCUGCCAUAACAACUGUCUCCAUGGAAAUGGAGCUCCAAUGAGGGAACUUUUGCAAAGUCUGUUCCAGCACCCUCCUUAUCCUUGCUCCAUUUCAGAACCCAUUUUAAAAUUAAAACAAAAUGUUGCCAGCCACCAGCAGACUUUCCCCCCCAAUUCUCCCACUUCUUUCUUUCUUUCUAAGCUGAAACUGCACCACACGAGUCGGGCCUCAUCCCUUCGCCUGGAUGCCCGGCACGGCAAUCUUGAUGUACUUCCUCUGAGCUGAGCAGUGUGCUGGGCGAAUCUAUCAGACUGGAUUUUACUGUUGCAAAGUAAGAGUAAGAGCUUGCAUCUGCACUCUGCCCCGGGUUCCGCAGUAACAUAAUUGUGCAGUCACCUUCAGUUUCUUAACGGGAUGCACCCAUUUUUCAUCCCUAGUGAUCAGCACGAGCCACUUAAGUUGCCUGUUAGAGGGAUUGAUGCAUGUGGAUUGUCGAUUAGAGGUCAAUUUGAUGGCCUGUUUUGGUAAUCCUUGCAUUUUGUGAAUGCCUUAUCAAAGCGGAUUUAUGUAUCACUAUAAUAGUAAGUCUUACGGUCCAUGGGGUCUCUGCCAUGGGAGCAUAUUCACCCAGUGCUUUUCCAGCUGCACUGGCUCCCGGUGGAGUACAGGGUCAGAUUUAAGGUGCUGCUUUUGACCUUUAAAGCCCUUCACGGCCUAGGGCCCUCGUACCUACGGGACCGCCUCUCCUGGUAUGCCCCACGGAGAGCCUCAAGGUCCAUAAACAGCAACACCCUAGUCGUCCCGGGCCCUAAGGAAGUUAGAUUAGCUUCAACCAGAGCCAGGGCCUUUUCAACUCUGGCUCCGGUCUGGUGGAACGCUCUGCCUCACGAGACCAGGGCCCUGCAGGAUCUGAUUUCUUUCCGCAGGGCCUGUUAGACAGAGUUGUUCCGCCUUGCCUUUGGCUUGAAACCAAUUUGAUUCCCUCCCCCUCUUUCUUUUUUUCUUUUCCUUUCUCCUCCUGAGAUGAGGCUACAUUUUAAUAUUUUAAUGUUUCAAUAUUUUAAUGUUGUAUUUUAAUUUUGUUUUUAAGCUGUAUUCAUUCCAACUUGUUUUUAUUAUUGCUUGUUAGCCACCCUGAGCCCAGCCUUGGCUGGGGAGGGCGGGGUAUAAAUAAAAAUUAUUAUUAUUAUUAUUAGUGGACGCUGAGGGUGGAAAACUAGGGUUUCUAUUAGCUUUCCUUGGGAGAAGGCAAAGACUUGGCUGCCGAAGGAACAAUUGGGAGUCCUAAAACGCGCUCCCAGUUGUUAUUUGGCAAGUGAGGCUUGCUGUUGGCACUGAUCAUCGGUGACAGCAAGCCCCGAUAGGUGCAAGUGGAUCCCUGCUCCAAACAAGUUUUCCUGAUAGCACUGAUUGGUUCUUACAGCAAGCCCUAUUGGGUUACUGAUGUCAUGGUGACAUUAGAUGGGUGCCCCUGUUGUAGCCUAUUGCUACAAGGGAGAAACUGCUGGAACCACAAAGGACAAGCUUCCCCAACCUGCCUUGCCCCACUGCCCUGCCUGGGACCCUUAUAAAGAGAAAGUGCUACUUACAUUUUCCCUCUUGCUCGCUCAACAUUUUUCUGGGGAGAUGCUCUUCGUCUUUUUGGAAGGAACAAGAACGCAUUUGGCUUUUGAAAUGUUAAGGUUUUGUUUUGAAUCUGUAUCAUCUAUAUUGUUUGCAAUCUGAAGAAGUGUACAUGCACACGAAAGCUCAUACCAAGAACAAACUUAGUUGGUUUCUAAGGUGCUACUGGACAAUUUUUAAUUUUUAAAAAUAUAUUUCUACUGUGUCAGACCAACACGGCUACCUACCUGAACUGUUUGCAAGUACAUUUCUUUGUAAGCUGCCUUGGGGGCUUUUCUUGGGGUAAAUAGGCAGCAUAUAAAUACAGUGCAAUGAAAAAGUAUAAUUUGAAAACUAUGUUAGCCCUAUCAUGGAAAGUGUGAAUCCGAUCCAAGUAACCAAAGCAAAUGGAGCGCCAAUGAAAAUUUGGUCAUUGCUAUUGUCUGAGUAAGGGACGCGGGUGGUGCUGUGGGUUAAACCACAGCCUAGGCCUUGCCAACCAGAAGGUCGGCAGUUCGAAUCCCCGUGACUGGGUGAGCUCCCGUUGCUCGGUCCCUGCUCCUGCCAACCUAGCAGUUCAAAAGCACGUCAAAGUGCAAGUAGAUAAAUAGGUACCGCUCUGGCGGGAAGGUAAACGGCGUUUCUGUGCGCUGCUCUGGUUCACCAGAAGUGGCUUUGUCAUGCUGGCCACAUGACCCGGAAGCUGUACGCCGGCUCCCUUGGCCAAUAAAGCGAGAUGAGCACCGCAACCCCAGAGUCGGCCACGACUGGACCUAAUGGUCAGGGGUCCCUUUACCUUUACCUAUUGUCUGAGCAUAUAAAUUGACUCAGCAAUUCAGGAUCUGAGAGGCCUCUCUUCUCCUCCCAGCCCACCACUUAAUCGUCUCUCCUAAACUACAGGGCCCCAAAAUCUUUAGGGAAGAUGAUUUAACUCUGAUCAUUUUAGCUGCCCUUUUCAAGCUGAAAUGUCUAUUUUGAGAUGGGGAUAACCAGAAUUGUACACAGUAUUCUAGCUAGGCCUGCACUGCAAUGGCAAGGUGCAUGAUGUUAUUUCUGCUCCUUUCCUAAUAAUUCCUUACACUGAUUCUGCCCUUUUCACUGGUGCAGCACAGUGAGUUGACAUUUUUAGCGAACUUUCCACUAUGACAAAGAACGUUCCUGGAUAUUCAGAGCCAAUUAUACAUUGUCAGUAGAAAGGUAAAAUUAGGGUGCUGUACUUCCAGCUGCCGUUCUGUUGCCUAGUCACCUAGUUUGACUCUUUUGGAGGUUUUACCAUCUGUUUGAGUUUCUGCCAUCCAGAAUUUGAUGUUUCCUGCAACUUGACUACCCUGCUGUUCAGUCAUAUCAUUUUAAGGGCAAGCAAUGCCCAAACAUUUCCCCGGCCUGCUGCAAACUUUUUAAUGUUUGUUCUUCUAAAGUUAGAGGAUUGAUUGGUGCUCGUGAGCUUCUUCGUUCUUAAAUACUUCGAGUUUCAAGCUCCCUGAUUUAUAUUUAUAGUCCCCUAGUUUAUCUUGUAUUUCUUGUGUCGACAAGAGUUUGUUAUUUUUGUAGAAGUCUGGUAGGCAGUAUAGGCCUUUGGCUUGCCAAGUUUUGUGCUGUGUGAUGGAAUAGUGGGGGGGUGAAACUGUUGAGGGGGGGUUAAUGGGGAUGGGGUUGUGGGGGCAGUUUGCCUGUUUUUCCUUCCAUGCUUUAAGAAUGGACUGUGUGAACCUGUUUAGUGUUAUGGAGAUGUUCCUUAGGUAUACCUUUGUUUUGACCUGUGGGAGCGCUUUGGGAGGUGGGGCAGGGCGAGAAGAGAGGCUUGUUCUGUGAAAACUGAGAUUGCUUCUAUAUCCUGGAACUGCGUGAUACCAGGCCAAGGAGUGUGUGCACCUACUUUCCAGUGACUUGGAAAGGGCAGCACUGAGUGCCGGCCAUGCCAUUCCGAUCUUCUGUCGCAAUGGCUCAUGUGUCACCCUGUUCAGCAAACUCAAAUAGUAGAAGUAAAUCCAGUUGUCAUAAAAAAGUAAUAAAUUGUGUAAAGUUAGUGCUGCCUGCCUAUUUUUUCCCCCCCAGAGUUCACUGUCCUCCAUUGUCCUGUCCCUGUUUUUAAGCAUUUGCCUCUUGUUGUUUUUCCACAUUACCAUGACUGACCGCAGCUGUCCUUUUGCUUAGUCUAUUUUUAACCUUUUUCUUUUGUCUGGAGGCUACCCAAAGCUAGACAGAAUUGAGUGGGGAGGGGGGCAUUUAGUGUGAUUGAGUCCCAUGAUGUGAAAUGCAAAUUCUCCCCCCCCCCCCGCAGCCCCCCACAAAAUUGGCAAUGCUUUACUUUCUGGCACUGGAGGCAACUAAAGGGUGACUUGCUAGUCUUAGCUCUCUGGAGAAGCCACUCGGGCCAUUUUAAUACAAAUGUUAUUAGUGGCACAACAGCUGGCACUCCUCAGUUUAACCUAGCAGAUUUGUCAUCCUUAUGGAUUAGCAUGAUGGAAAAUGCAAGGUAAAUAUUGGGGGAGGGGCUGGGGGUCAGGAGAGGGAAAGUUUUUUCAUGCUGUUUUCCCUGUUAUCUAAUAGAGGUAAAGGCAAAAGGUAAAGGAUCCCAGGACGGUUAAGUCCAGUCAGAUUCAACUAUGAGGUGCGGCGAUCAUCUCUGCUUUCAGGCCAAUGGAGCUGAUGUUUGUCUGCAGACAGCACUUCCAGGUCAUGUGGCCAACAUGACUAAACCAAUUCUGACGCAAUGGGACACUGUGAUUAGUGCCAGAGCGCACAGAAAUGCUGUUUACCUUCCCACCGCAGUGGUACCUAUAUAUCUACUUGGUACUGGCAUUCUUUCAAACUGCUAGGUUGGCAGGAGCUGGGACAGAACAACAGAAGCUCACCCCGUCACGUGGAUUCGAACUGUCGACCUUGCGACCAGCAAGCCCAAGAGACCACAGCACUACCCAUGCCAUAUCGGAGUGAAAAGGAUAUCCUAGGGUUGAUAUAAAGGCAUGUGGACUUGUCCACUGAGGCUCCUGGAGCUCUUCUUGGGUGCAUAAGAGUAGACCUUAGCACCAUUUUAGGCUUUCGCUUGCAGCUUGUCCCUGUUUUUGUUUGUUUGCUUUUCUUUGGUCUUUGACUUUUCUUCCGUUCAUCCAUUUUAAUAGCCAGCUUCUUACUCUCUUCUCCCAGGAAACAGGAGCAGUUCCAGGCAAAUCCUGACAGUUACAAUGGAGCAGUGCGGGAGAAUUACGCCUGGUCCCAAGACUACAGUGAUCUGGAGAUUAAAGUCCCAGUGCCCAAGCACAUUCUGAAAGGCAAGCAGGUAAUACGAAUGAGGAACUGGGUUGUUGGGUGGUCCACUGUGGGUGAGAAUCUCUCCCAAUAUCUUGCCUGCAUGGGACAGAGAUGCUGGUCUGGGUCAGUACAAGCGUACUUUAUGCUGUAGUUGUCUCUAUCUGUCCACCAGAGGGCCACACCAAAUUGCCUUUCGACUGCAGCAGAAUGCAGGCAUGUAGCUGAGAGGCCUGCAGAAAACAGCUGUUAGCAGGGCGCUCCUUGUUCUGCAUGUUCUUCUCCAUACUUAACCAAACACUUCAGAGCUCUGCUUCUGAUCUAUCAGCAGAACGUUUCGCACAUUUUUUGCUCUCCCCUCCGCAAAAAAUUCUCUGCACAGUUAUGCAAAAUAGACCUGUACCUAAACAAAUUUAGAGAUCCAAAAGAAAAGAAGGGUCCAUUCCUCAGUGGUAGAACAAAUGGCAACCGCUGGCAUCACCAGUUAGCAGAAUCUGGGAGCAGGCGAUGGGAAAGACCUCCUUUUGCCUGACACCCAGGAGAGCGCGACUGCCAGCUAGCAUUGGCAAUAGCGUGUGGAUGUUGCUGGACAGAAUAGGAAAGCCCUAGUCUUUAGUUUGCAGUAGUCUUAAAAUUGAAUCAGGGAGACCACCUUCAUGACCACCUGCAAUUUUUGCACCCAUAAAUAUUACAUUUGAAUUGCCUUGGGACAACUACCCAAGGUCCCCCCCCCCCCUUUUGUUUCUGGCUUGUUCACACAGAUUCAUCCCUCCUUGAAUGUGUAAAGUGAAUUGAAAGUCACUGCACUGUGGCCAGGUCCUGAUUCGCUUCUUUUAUCUAAGGAAAAAUGACCGUAGGAUUAUCAUCUCCGCCGGCUGGCUGUCAUUUCUCUAUAAAACCACAGUGCAAGAGCCCAACUUGAUCAGCAAAGUGUACCUUUUACAUGAUUAUCACCUCAGUGUUGUUGAUCUAAGAUAUCAAACCAUUAUUGUGUAAACAGCCUCAUUGAUGUUGAGAUGGUUUUUCCUGGGGGAUGUUAUUUUCCAGGAUUCCUUUUCUGCUGUGUUCCCUGGGACUCAUGCCUUGUGGAGUGUGAAGUAUUUUUAAUUGUUGCUUGCUGGAGAAUCUUCUGCUUCUGCAAGCAAAGACUGUUUGCAGGGUGCAUGCAGAUAGAGACAGUAUCUGCUGCUGAAGCACGUAGCAAAUGCAGGCAUAUAUUUUUUCUCCAUGUGGUUUCCUUGGUCUAAGCAUGCUUCGCUAUCCAACUUUCUCCUUGGAAGGCAGGCCAGCAUCACUAAACCUCAUGUGAUCACCUUGCUGUGGAGAAGCCCAAGGUGUUUAUGUUAAGCCUGAUGGUUGCAGAAAAGAAAACUAACUUUCCUUCACAGGUUCAUCUUUCCUCCCUGUUCAUUUAGUAGUUUGUAACAUUAAGGGCUCCCAGGUGGUGACGGUGGAAAUUCCGCACCCUUUUAAUUCUCAUUCUCUCUCUCUCUCUCUCUCUCUCUCUCUCUCUCUCUCUCUGCCUCAGCACACAGGCACACACACACACACAAUAUUUUUUCCCCUGGACAGAAGAAUGAUGUAAUUUAUUUUGUCAGUCUGAGAGAGGCAUAUCUCUACUGCAGCCCCAUUAUUGAGGGGGAGGUACACAGACGGACUUACUGACUGAAGUGGUUAGAGUGAGGGCUUAUUUUCACUUCCUGCUAUCAGAGAAGCUGUUAAAAGAAGGGAGGGGAGGAGUGAUAUUUUGUGUGUGCGUGUGUUUUUCCAUCUGGAAAAAAGGCUUGUUUUUCUUCCCCUCGGUUUAUUCAGGGCAGCUGAAUUGAGCACACUUAGUUUUGUACAUCAGCUUCAACCUACACAGCUCUUUGUCAUGUCAGAAUAGCCCUGUUGUUGCAGGAGCAUUAAUUGACACUGACAGUACAGACCUAGGGGUAAGAGUUGAUAGCACACUUAACAGUAACUGGGCAGCUCGUUGAGGAAGCUCAAAAUGCAUUUUUUUUUUUAUUAUAAGAUAUUUAUUAAGAUUUUCAAAAUAUUACAAAAUAAAAAUAAAAAAGAAGAAAAUACAAAAUAAAAAUGGUUAAAAACAACUCAAUCUUUCCAUUACUUAUUUUUCAUUAGCUUGUUUCCUGGACCUCCUCAUGCCUCCCUUUUUUGUAUUCCAGUUCGGUUUGUUGGUUCAGCAAAUUCUUACCCUCUUUGUUUAUCCUAGUCUUUAAUCUUAAAAUAUUGUAACGUUAAAUUUUUACCUAUUAAUAAUCCAUUUUUCAUAUUCCCUUAUAGUAUUACAGCUGAAAACCACUUGAUUUCUAUCCAACAUCAUUCUAACAUUCAUUAAUUUUACAAUAUUUCUGUAGAUAGUCUUUAAAUUUCUUCCAAUCUUCUUCCACCGACUCUUCUCCCUGGUCUCGGAUUCUGCCAGUCAUUUCCGCCAGUUCCAUAUAGUCCAUCACCUUCAUCUGCCAUUCUUCCAGAGUGGGUAGGUCUUGUGUCUUCCAAUACUUCGCGAUGAGUAUUCUUGCUGCUGUUGUUGCAUACAUAAAAAAAGUUCUAUCCUUCUUUGGCACCAAUUGGCCGACUAUGCCCAGGAGAAAGGCCUCUGGUUUCUUAGGGAAGGUAUAUUUAAAUACCUUUUUCAAUUCAUUAUAGAUCAUCUCCCAGAAAGCCUUAAUCCUUGGGCACGUCCACCAAAGGUGAAAGAAUGUACCUUCAGUUUCUUUACAUUUCCAACAUUUAUUAUCGGGCAAAUGAUAGAUUUUUGCAAGCUUGACUGGGGUCAUGUACCACCUGUAUAUCAUUUUCAUAAUAUUCUCUCUUAAGGCAUUGCAUGCCGUAAACUUCAUACCUGUGGUCCAUAACUGUUCCCAGUCAGCCAUCAUUAUGUUAUGUCCAACAUCUUGUGCCCAUUUAAUCAUAGCAGAUUUCACCGUUUCAUCCUGAGUAUUCCAUUUCAACAGCAAGUUAUACAUUCUUGACAAAUUCUUAGUUUUGGGUUCUAACAGUUCUGUUUCCAAUUUUGAUUUUUCCACCUGGAAGCCAAUUUUCUUGUCCAAAUUAUAUGCCUCCAUUAUCUGAUAAUAAUGAAGCCAGUCUCGCACUUUAUUUUUUAAUUUUUCAAAACUCUGUAAUUUCAGUCUAUCUCCAUCUUGUUCCAAAAUUUCCCAAUAUUUUGGCCAUUUGGCCUCAAUAUUGAGCCUUUUCAGAGCUUUCGCUUCCAUCGGUGACAGCCACCUUGGGGUUUUAUUUUCCAAUAAAUCCUUGUAUCUUAUCCAUACAUUAAACAAUGCUUUCCUGACAAUAUGAUUCUUGAAUGCUUUAUGUGCUUUGACCUUAUCAUACCACAGAUAUGCAUGCCCAAAAUGCAAUUUAUUUAUCAUCCUUACGACAAAGCAAAAUUUCAGAAUGUCGGCCUAGAUGUUGAAGCGUGGCAGGGGGUGCAAUAAAGCACAAACUUCCCUUCCUGCUGUGAACUUGCCAUGCUCAUGGCUAGUUUAUUUGCAUUUUCCUCUGUUUAAAUCCUUGCGUGGGAUCAAUCUGCAGUAUUCUUUCUUCUCUCCCAACCUCCUGUUCUUGCAUGACAUUAAAUACAAACACAUUGGGCGUGUUCACAUGGUACACUAAACCAUGAUUCAGUUGUAUGUGCACGAGCAAUAGCAAGCAUCAGUCUUGUGUUCCCUUCCUUCCCCACUCCUUUGGAGUUGCCGCAAGGAGGGAAUUGAAAAUUUUAUUUCUGCUUUUCACUGCCUAUGGUUGCUCAUUUAUAUCCAAACCUGGACAAACUGUGAUUAGCGUUAACUAUGGUUUAGGGAAGCAAAACCAUACAUCACACUGUAGUUAAUGAUCCUGGCUAGUUUCCUAAACCAUAUUUAUCACAAACCACAGUUCUCGGGACCUAAUGAAUAAAUUAGCUGAAAGCAGAAGCAAAAGUUUCCAAUCUCCUUGCAGUUCAGCGGGUGGAGGAUAACAGAAGGGGGAGUGGAUGAACCCCGUACCCAUGCAUAUAACACUAAACUGUGGCUUAGCAUUGUGUGUGAACCAAGACAUCUUAUUAUUCGCUGAAAAACAUAGGGAGGAGCCCUCCGGGGUUAGAUUGAUCUACACCAGGAUAACGUUUCUCACAAUGGCCAGCUGGAUGCUUACACACUCCGCUGUUUGUCCCUCAUCUGGUGUCAGACUGCCUCUGAAUAUGUAGGCUUUAUUAAGCUGUCCUUGCCAAUAGCUCUUGAUAGGGCCUGUCCGCUAUAAAUUUGCAUUGAAAGCAAUGCAAGCCAUUGACCACGGUCAUAUUUUGUGGCAGAAAACUCCAUAAAUUACUUAUGCAUUAUAUGAAGAAUGAUUUUCUUUAAAGAGCCCAGAGGGACCUAGGCAGGAACGGCGAGGGUUCAGUUAGCUUGUAGAAAAGGGGGCAGCAAUAAAUCAUAGAGAGCUUGUGGUUCUAUUUUUCACCCUCAGUCCUUUUUUAUUUUAUUUUAAUGAGCAGCCUAGCAUGAGCAGUGAGUACGCUUACUGUCCCUGAAAGCCACAGUUUGAUAACUGAUGUAGUCACUUCAUGUUAUUUUCAAUCUCAUUUUAUUUUGUGUUCCUGAAUAUGAAUCCAUCUGCCAUACAGCAACCCAGUUUCACUGAAGGAAGGCUAAUCUUUGUAAUCAGAAAACAGAACUAGCUUAGCACUGUUCUUUUUAUUAAUAUACAAACCUAAAUUGAUUGAACAUGCUUUUAUUUCAAUCAUUGUUGGCCCUUUGAUUUGGUGUUUUUAAUGCUAUGUUUACCUUAUAUAAAGUGCAACAGAACAAAAAGAACAGGGAAUGGGGUUUCCUUUGUUAUUUUAACCCUAUCCUGUCAUCUCAGUUUCUGAUUUGUUCACUGAAAGCUUGAAAGUAGAAGAAAAUAGUUCUCUUGCUUACAACACACACACACACUUCUCAUUUUGGGGAGAGUAUUUUGUUGACUUGUUUCUAUGCUUUCAGUGGGCGUUUGUGGGUACAUUUCUGCGAGAAGCAAUUGAGGUUGAAAGCCAAGUCAGUGUUGGGUUUAAUUUCUGAGCUCUCUAAGGCCUGUGACAUUCUCUUAACUGAAGCUUCAACAUCUGAUUCUACAUUUUGAAAAUGCACUGCCUCCUGCACAGCUACAGCACAUCUUCAAAUGUGCCGUACUUGUGGGUUACAACUGGAGUGAUAACUAUAGCUGAACCAAAAUCUCAAGUUUUAAUCUUUGUUCUGCUUUUAUGAAACACAAUAGGGUUUACUUCCCUCCUCCAGAUGUGCAUUGUGAAUGGCAUUCAUUUGUGAGGGGGCUAGAAAGGACUAUAACUGCGUUCUCCUUCCCCCUGUGUGCCUGCUCAGCACUUAAUUGCCCAGCUGAAGAAAUGCUGUUACAACUAUUGAGCUCUGUGUGUGUCAAAUCUGCACCCUUUUUUAAUCCUUUUCACUGUCAAGGUUAAUUUGUUGGAACCCUGGGCUCCUCAUUUUCAUAGUAUACAUAGUCUCAGUAGUGCACGAAAAAGUGUAAAUCAUAGCAUAAUAGCAGUGUGUCCUGUUUAUAACACUUUUAUAAGUCCACUAUUGCUGUUUGUUGAUAAAUGAAGCAAGGAACUUUAUUUUGAUUGUGAAAACCUGGCCUGCAACAACAGUGUCAUGCACAGCAUACAAGCAAGCUGUGCAGUCUGUCCAGUCCAGUGAUCAGAAUUCUUUGUGACCAGCCAAUCUGAUGAAAAGGCUAUGUUAUUUGGUCCAAUACAGUUGCAGGGUUGUCCAUAUUCUAUGCAUUUACAAAAGGUUUAGUCCUUACUAGGUCAGGAGAAGAACUGUGGUCACUGGAAGGUAAAGUUGGGGUUCUGCUAAACAUAAGUUGGGGUUCUGAUAAACAGAACUUCCUGUGGUCAGAGUGGGGCUUCAUUGCUGCUUCUUCAUUCUGCAUAAGUAAUGGUCCUCAAAUAUUUUCAACUGUCUUUCUGGAAGGAACUAUGCUCAUGACAGUGCCAAUAAAGCAAAAAUCGGGUCCCAAAAGCAAAGCACAUUACAGUAUAAUGAUAAAUUCUGCCCUAUAGCUCAUUUUCCUUUCAUCAUCUUUUCCUCCUCCCAUUUCCCCAGGGCUUUCUUCUAAGAUUAUCCUCAUGACUUAUGUUUUGGUUUUUUGUUAGUGCUUCUUUUAAUACUACAUUUUCUAAAAAUAGACUAAAUUGUUGCAAGAUAAGCAGCUCCUUCUGACAUUCCUUUGCAGGCACACACAACCCUUUUUAGUAUACAUAUUUCUUCUAAGUUCUGGAUUAGUAACCUACUUUUCCAUUCCUGGCUUGCUGCACAAGGUAUUCAUCUCUUCUAAGACUCGAUAGUCUGCUCUAGACAAUUAUCUCUCAAAAGUGUCCCAUUUUAUUUUUAGUUCUUUCCAUCUUUCAAAUGCAGUUGCGACACAGUUACUUACUGAAGCAGUCUCCAUCUCUGUUUACUUCUUACUCUGAGAAGAUGAGUCACUAAAAGUUACCUAAACAAUGAUAGCACAUGAACAUUUCAAGUGAGAUCCAAACUCUGAAUAAAGUCUUCAAAAACAUGCAAGCAUAUCUAUUGCAAACUCUCAUGCUUUUAAGGACUUUGAUUUUUAGGGGGGUGGGUAGGGUUUUUUAGUUUUCAAUAUGAAGACCAUAUAUGAGAGUCAGUUUCUUUCCUCACCACACAUCACCAUGUUCCCAAAUAUAGGACUAGGAAGACCAAAUAUAUAGCAGUACUUUAUUGCCCUUGCCUCCCUUGACAAGCGGCAAGUCACCUGCCCCACAUAUCUUGCUGGAUUUUCCAUAUGACAGUCACCACUGUUCAUCAUGACAAUUGUACACAAUCAUGGUACUGAUCAUAGAACCUCUGGACCCGAUGUCUAUAUGAGUGAAAGAAAGCUUUGCAGGCUUUCCCCCAUAAUUUACACUCUGUUUUGUUUGUUGUUAACUGAAGGAAUUCCACUAGGAUAUGUUAAAGAGUUCUUUUAAUGUAUAGAAAUUAUUUUUGUCUCGAUCCCUUAGAAUGAUCAGGGUUACUUUAGUAAGCCUCUAUACCUUGGAAUAAUGGUGGAAAUGACAGCUUAAUUAUAGCUUUCCUUAUCUGAGAGGGUCUUCUUAGUCCUAGUCUCUCACUAUGCCAUCAUUGUUCUUUUUAAAACAAAACCUGUGUUGUGUUUUGUCUUUUUAAGUGGCCCUGGGCCCUUUAUAGUAAAAACGAAAGGCAAGAUAACAAACGAUAAGAGAUAUUUUAAGUUACUCACUGUAAACCUCCGGGACAUGGGUGGCACUGUGGUCUAAACCACAGAGCCUAGGGCUUGCUGAUCAGAAGGUCAGCAUUCGAAUCCCCUCGAUUCGAACAGGGGUGAGCUCCUGUUGCUCGGUCCCAGCUCCUGCCCACCUAGCAGUUCAAAAGCACGUCAAAGUGCAAGUAGAUAAAUAGGUACCGCUCUGGCGGGAAAGUAAACGGCGUUUCUGUGUGCUGCUCUGGUUCGCCAGAAGCGGCUUAGUCCUGCUGGCCACAUGACCCGGAAGCUGUCUGUGGACAAACGCCGGCUCCCUCGACCUAUAGAGCGAGAUGAGCGCUGCAACCCCCAGAGUCGUCCGCAACUGGACCUAACGGUCAGGGGUACUUUUACCUUUUACUGUAAACCUCACUGUUUGUCCCGCAUUGUAAUUCCAUUCAGGUCAUCUGGAAGGAGCAACAAAGGGUGAAAUUACCUUUCUAAUUUUCUUAUCUAUUGUUUUUCCUCCCUCCAGGUUUCUGUGAACAUCGGUAGUAGUUCAAUUUGCGUGGCUGUGGUGGAGGGAAGUGGGCCACGUGUGCUCAUGGAAGGCACCCUCACUCACAAGAUCAACACAGAGAACUCUGUCUGGAGUCUGGAACCAGGAAAGUGUAUCCUCGUAAGCACAACUUCUCCUUUUCACUGUGCAUGUGUGUUCUCGGUACAUGUCUGCUUCCCCCUUGAAAGUCUCUGAGCUUUGGUUGCUUCUGGGUUGAUUUGGGAAUGCCAAGAGUUCUUCUUGAAGGCUGGAACAGAGACAUUGCUUCCUUAGCUCUGCUACAGAGCUACCGAAUUAGCUGCACCAGAAGAUCACUCCAUCCACUUACUAUUUUGCAUGUGCUGUACUGCUUUUCUUGCAUGGACGUCAGUACACUGAUCGGGCCCCAAUCUGUUUAACUUGAGGAUUGCUGUUGCUCUAACUUUAGGCUGUAUGCUUCCUUCUGCUUCUUACUUCAGCCCUUAUUCUGCACUUGACCUUAUUGUUAGUUCCUAUCUUUACUUUCAUCUCCCUUUAAAGCCCAUGAAGCUCAUUGGGGAACCUCAGGUGGGGAUCUGUGUCUGCUAACCUGAGCUACUAGGAGAAAUGGUGGGGUCAAAAUACAGUAAACAAUAACAUAAAAUCUCCUGGUUUAGUGCACAGAUGGUCAGAAAUAGAGGAGUAUCAGAACGGAUAUUUUUUGUUUGCGGUACACAGAAACGUAUCUCCUUGGGCUUAGGUAAACCUUGCUAUGUAAGAAGCUGCACGAUCCCAAAUGAGGCCACUGGUCUCUCUUGCUCAGCAUUGUCUUACACAACUCUCUAAGGUUUCAUACAGGAAUCUUUCCAGACCUGUCUGGAGGUGCCAUUGAUUGGAACUGGGAUCUUCUCCAUGCAAACUUUCGUUACAAGGUUUUCCUACAAGGCAGUUUUUUAGCCCAUAUUUGCAACAAUUGCUCUAGGCUUGUGGCUUCCACAUAAAACCUGAGUCCAUGGCAGUUUCUUAUAUAUAAAAAUGCAGCAGCAUUCUUGUUUGUGCUACAGAGUAAAAAAAAAGACAGAUCCCUGCCCUUAGGCGCUUACAUGGAAGGCUAGAAAGAAAGAUGCGACACCAAACAGAUGAAGAACCUCCUUUCAAUUCCAUGUCCUUGGGCUUAGUUUCAGGAGGUGAUGAGAACCAAGGGGAGAACUAGGAGGGAUUUGAAGCGGGAGAGAGAUGGAGGUGCCAACAAGAAGGUGUUGUGGGAGUUCCAGACAUGAAGGUGGCAAGGAAGAAAGAGCUGACUCAUUUUUGGUUCAGCCUCCCUUGGGUCUGGGAUUUCUUCUAAACUCUAGUGCAGUGUCUUGAUUGUGUGCUCCUAAACAUCAGGGGAGGGACGUGGGUGGCACUGUGGGUUAAACCACAGAGCCUAGGGCUUGCCGAUCAGAAGGUCGGCGGUUCGAAUCCCCACGACGGGGUGAGCUCCCGUUGCUUGGUCCCUGCUCCUGCCAACCUAGCAGUUCGAAAGCACAUCAAAGUGCAAGUAGAUAAAUAGGUACCGCUCUGGUGGGAAGGUAAACGGCAUUUCCGUGCGCUGCUCUGGUUCGCCAGAAGCGGCUUAGUCAUGCUGGCCGCAUGACCCGGAAACUGUACGCCGGCUCCCUCGGCCAGUAAAGCGAAAUGAGCGCCGCAAUCCCAGAGUCGGCCACGACUGGACCUAAUGGUCAGGGGUCCCUUUACCUUUACCUUUAAACAUCAGAGGAGAAAAUGGUGGGCUUUGGGGGGGGCAUGUUGCAGGUAUCUACUGAAAAUUGUUGCAGAAGAAAAAAAAUUGCAUGGCUCGGCUAAGUUAAGAAAUUUGGGUUUAAUGAGCAAUAGUUGGUGCUAAUGACAGGUGCUGCAGCAAUCCUGAUCUGCUGCUGCAAGCUCUUUUUUUGAAGUGAUAAUUAGGCAAUUGCUGAGGCCUUAGCCAAGUGGCACUUGAUUUCACAUGCUGCUCAAAUGAAGGUCUUUGCCCGUUAUCGCAUUUUCGGUGUGAUGGAGGCCCCAGCAUUGGUCCUUGCAGGCCCUGUCCUGCCAUCUCUCCAGAUCUGGAUUUAACCUUUUCCAUUCUCAGUGUGGUUUCAGGUGACUUAGAUUAGUUGCAGGUACUGGUCUGCACUGACAUAUAAGGAACAUAUUCUUGUGAACUCUCAUGAUUCUGGAAUAGCACUAUUGUGAGCCAAGUUUACUGCCUACCUUUAAAGUGUUGCGUUUCAUUCCACUUAUCAGAUGCGGAUAUACAACAGUGUGGACAGUGAAUUUGUCCUAAAUGAGUUGAAAGGAUUUCAACCAAAAACUGCGGAUUAGUUUGGGGAGGGGAUUUCAUAUAAUUAUAUUUAGCUUGCAGCAGUGCAUUGGCAAGCUAUCCUCCAGUGUUCAGUGAUGUCAUCUAUUUACUAUUGGUAGCUGUUCAGGCAUUCUUGUAAUGUGCUGGUAGUGUUGUGUUUUGCCGCCGAGUGUGUGUCUGCCCACGCGUUUAAUUUGCAAAUGAUACCUCUAGGAUGAUAGGCAAGUACACAGGCGUUGGCUUCAAAUUUUGAUUGUUCACUUUUCUGAUUGCUUGCCGGGAUUGGAAAUAAGAAAUGUAGUAAAAAAACAAAAACCUUUGUGAACAUAUGGUGUUACCAUAAUAUCCAUGUAUUUCUGUGACUCCCAAAAAUGUAUUUGGAUACCUUAUGAACUGUAUCCCAUGGUAUAAAGCAGUGGCAAAAUGUCAACACUGCUGAAAACAUCCUAAGACCAUUGCUUGUGUGGUUUAAAUCAAGUGACUAAUGCUUGUUAGUUCCUUCAGGGAGCUGUUGCUAAUGUCAGUAAGAAUUCCAGAAUUCUAGAGAAGCAGCAUCUUUUAAUGCCUUAAACCCACUCAGCCUACUGCUUUUAUCUUACCCUGACUCAGCUGUCAUUUGAUCCAGCCCUAGGACCAGCUUAGAGGACUUACCAUCUUUUGCAAUGAUUGGUGGUUAACUUCAUCAUCUUUAGGUUUGAUAUUGCAUUAUCCAAAAAGAUGACUGGGAGAUUUCCAGUAGGAGAAGGUGUCUGUCUGUCUCAUGUGAUGGGAGAGUGGACAAUCCAACUGUUGUUGACCCCCCCCCCUCCUGGGUUCAAGAGACUCAAGAUGUUAAAUUAUAGAAUCCAUGCUCCCAAGUAGCCUUAUGGAUAAUCAAAAUACUCACAUGCCUGAUUUUAAUUGGAUCUGCUAAUUAAUAAGUGUGUUGGCAUUUGGACCUCUUUGUAUAGAGGAUGACUGAGUAACUGAAUAGUAGGAGGCAGAGGAAAAACUCCAUCAGCAGUUGCAAAUUUGUUCUCUUAUUGGCUUCACAAUCAGUUUAGAGUUUGGGGGCUCUAGCAACAUAUAUCAUGGAACUGGUUGUCAUAGAUGCAGUGAGGCCUGCCUUCCUUCCUUCCUUCCUUCCUUCCCCAAAGUAGACUAGGUGUUGUUUUCUGACAGAAUGAAAACCUUGUUAGACAGGAAGGAAGUAUUGCAGACUUAAGAGGAAACUGCAUUUUCAGAAUUAUUUAAAGGAAGUACUGUGCUUCAAGAACCAAGACCAAGGGAGAACAAGGAACUUCUCCAAACUUCUGGUCCUGUAAAUAAUAAUUUUGUGUGUGACCCUUCUCCAUUACGCUAGUUAGUGUGUCAAAGAGUGUGACCAAAAUAGAUUCACAGGAGCUUUUUUUAGCAACCAGUGCUGGGUGUUGGGCACAACACUUUUGUUUCUCCCCUUUCCAAGCUCUCGGGAAAAACCUGCUUGGUUAGAAUGUAUGUGAAAAACCUCUCUCCAUCUUUUUUUAAAAAUAUAUAUAAAUGUUUUAUUCAGUUUUAGGUCAACAGAACUAUACAACUGACAAAGAGCAUCAUAGCAUAUUGGUCAUCGCAACCUCCUACAAGAAUAAAAGUUAUAAAUGUCCCAAUGGCUCAGUUCAAUAAACCAUUUCACAGGUUCAAAUAGACUCAACCCACCUAAUGCUACAAUGGCAGCAGCAUCUCAAUUUGGGGGGAGGAACCCCAAUAUCAGCUAUAGUGUUGAGCAUUUGAACGCUGCCUGAUAACAGCUGAGUAAAAAAUUGAUUUAGGAAAAAUUUAAUUUGAAAACUUUCCAAAUGUUCGUGCAUAAUAUGCCACGUUUAUUGUCCUCUUUUGGAAAUUAUCUAAAGAAUACAUCCUUUGCACUAUAUAUAUAUUUGCUUUGAGAGGAGUGAUUUGACAAGAUUAUUACGGGCAACAUCUUUUGAAUAAAAACCUUAUGCAAGUUCAUAGUAUUUAUAGAAGUGCAUGAUUUGAGAGAAGAGCUGUGAGGAAGUAAAGGUUGCUAUCCAGAUUACUUUUUCAGAAUUCAAACCCAUGUUAUCAGAAGAAUGUGCUCUAGGCUCAGUCACUUCCCUCUCCCCUUUGAGUGUUCCCAAUAGACCUACUCCCCUUCUCUUUAGCAUGAACUAGUCCUAAUUUGCAGGUGAUCUAUAGCUUUCCAGUUUAUAUAUAAUGGCAAACUGUAGUAUGCACUUCAGAAGAAAAAAAAUCUCAAAGAUUGCAGCAGGGCAGGGUAAUCUCAUGGUGUAAACUGAUUUUAGGAUGCAGAGGCUGCUGGGACAAAGGAACAAUGGCUGUUCCCACAUAUUUUGAAAAAUACAAAACCUAGCAGUUACUUUGAUCUGUCUCUAGUACAAUUGAGAACACACAGAUCUCUGGCGAGGCAGAUUGCUGACGUAAAGAGAAGGCUGAUAGCCUUCAUAUUAGCAAACCUGGAGAUUAAUUUUCAGUGGUGUUCUAAAUGCCAAAUUGGAUAAUACUAUAUAGUGGCUGGAGGGCAUGCAAAUGCUGAAAGUUAGGUUUUAUCUUCAGGUGAUCGAAAAUAACUUGUCAGUUUUAAGAUCCCACUUCUAGAUGACUGAAAGAUGAAGUUGCUUAAUUGAAUUGGAACACACAAGAGGAGAAGCAGGGGGAGCAUGCAAGCAUAAGGCAUGUUCACAUAGUGCCAAACCACGGUUUGUACCGAGCCAUCUUGUGCUACAGAUGGGAUGGUACGUUAUUUGGUUGGAAUGGUGACAGCACAACCCUAACUUUUUCACAGUGCCGCAUUGCCAACUUUUGUUUUCAACCAUCCUCCUAACAUUAUUAGCGGUUCAGCUAUUGAACAUUUUCAAGUGCUCUGUUUUAUGUGUGUUUUGGGACUGUUGUAAAAUUUCAAGAGAAAGUAAAAUCGCCUAGGGCUCCUUCAAAUUACAUUUAGACUCUAGGUGCGGAAUUGACCUGUAAACGUGUGGGCAAGAAGGGUAUAAAUUCAUGGGGAUGCAAAGGUCAAAUGUGUCGUGGCAGUAACCCUUGCUUGAGUUGGACAUGGUUUCUUUUAUUGCAUGGAUUCUGGGUUUUGGAAAAUAAUUGCCUAUGUCAUUGAAAUCAGUGGAAGGGGGUCUUGAACCCCUUUUAAAGCAUUCUGAGCCAGUGUCAUCACUACAUUGUGUACUAUUCUGAGCCAAUGUGAAUUCCAAAAAUGAGUUCGACUUUGUGUAAUGAAGUACAGUGGUACGUCGGGUUAAGUACUUAGUUUGUUCCGGAGGUCCGUUCUUAACCUGAAACUGUUCUUAACCUGAAGCACCACUUUAGCUAAUGGGGCCUCCUGCUGCCGCCGUGCCGCCGGAGCCCGAUUUCUGUUCUUAUCCUGAAGCAAAGUUCUUAACCUGAAGCACUAUUACUGGGUUAGUGGAGUGUGUAACCUGAAGCGUAUGUAACCUGAAGCAUAUGUAACCCAAGGUACCACUGUACUUCCUUUUGUAUGUCCUGAAUCGCCUACCAAUCAGUUUCAUUGGGUUUCAAGCGUUGGGAGAGAGAAAGAGAGGUAUAAAAGCUUCUCCCAACCCACUUUCUCCAUACUAUGUAUAAUUUCAUAAACCUCGAUCGUGUCCCCCAAAGGCACUCCAAACUGUUGCUCAUUUUGGUCUUCCUUUCCUGGCACUUCCAGUGGUGGCUUUCCUGUGGCCCUCCAGAUUCUGCUGGGCUACAGCUUUUGUUGUCUUUAACCAUUGGCCAUGCUGCGUGGUCCAGCAACAGCUGGAGGGCUACAGCUAAACCACCCCAUCUCUACAAUUCUUUCAAUCUGAAAGAGUAUCAAUCUGAACAAAUAAUAUUACAAAUGCGGCUGCAUCAUGCAUAUACGGAAAGACAUUGCAAUCCUCAUCAUUCUAUGGAGUUCCUGAAGAUCUUUAAGGAGAGGUGUAUGUUGCAGGUUAGAACCACAGCAAUCUCAAAAACAAUAGCAAUUUUGGGAAGUAUUUUAUCUUAUGUUUUGGGGUUCCUCUGAGAAAAGCAACAACUUCCCCUUGGAACGCCCUCCUUUUUGCAGCUUCAGUUCCCAAGGCAAAGAGUCCUCCCACAAUCUUCCUCAGAUGGACCUUUUCCCUCCCAGCGCCUUAUGCAAACUUUUCUUAGAAAUACCAUGCUGGUGUGAUUGCUUUACCGCAGAUGAAGCUCUCUUCGUCUGGGCUGUUGUGGUGCAUCCUGUCUCUCCACACCCCGCCGACAAACAAGUUGUUUAAGUGAAUAUGUGACUCGCCUCUUCGUUUCACCUUCUCCUUGCAGCAUAUGGAAUUUAUGACCUUUUUUGCUUCUCUCCCCGGCAGCCUCGCAAAGAGCAGCUUUCUCUUCCUGCCAGACUGUCUCUCCGAAGCUACUUUUUCUUUGUUGUCAUGGAACAGAUUCUUGCAUCUCCAAGUGCACCCAGGCCAUGCAGCCCCGUCAAGCUGGGGUGGCAGCUAAAAGUGUAACCCGUUUCAGCCUUGUUCCCGCCCACUCCUGCGCACUUUGGAAGAAACUUGCAGGGCUUUGGUGCAAUAGCUUUUUUUUUUUUUCUUCAAAGUGUGAAGUGCCUCUCUUGGUUGGUGCAAAGCACUGCACCACCAAGAGUUAGCCGAGAUUAUAUUAAUUUCCCAAUCAAUGUACUUCAGAGACUGCUCUGCUGGAUCCUGCCCCAAAGGUUGCCUAAUCCAGCCAGAUUCCUUCUCCUCCCUGCACAAUAGUAGGAUGCACAUCAGGAAAGCAUCUGAUACCCAGCAUCAAUACUUCCCCUGAAUGUGGAGGUUCUAUUAGCUGCCAUAUCUGUCAAUUGUCCUUUAUGGAAAGACCAUGGAUCCCACAAGCUAUGUGUUAGGAAACGAAUUGCUUUCACCUUCUGCAAAUUAUCUUUACUGGGUGCUCCCUAGUAGAAUGAGACAAGGAGAAGUUACUUUCCACACAGCUCAUAUAGAGUGUGUGUGUGUGUGUGUGUGUGUGUGUGUGCACGCUUGUGUGUGUGUGUCUCACUCACAGGAUCAUCACCUUGUUGUGGUGAGUGGGCUUGCAUGUUCCUAUGACCCUUGUGAGCGAAGCCAUCGGGAGUCUCGUACUCCCAGCAGGGUCACCCAAGGCGGUAAGGUCAAAGGGGAGGAGCUAGACAAAGAAUGAUCCAAGAAGUCCUCAAUGGCAGAACAGGUGGAAGAUAACAAGCGGUAUGUUACAAUGCUUUGAAGAAAGAUGAAGGCUUCAGAUAAGAAUUUACCGGUUGCCGUGAUACUCAUCCCAUUGGAAUAGAGCCUUACUGUGAAGACUGUGCGUUGGUCAGUGUGCACUGAUCUACACGCAUAAAACAAAUUCACGCACAGGCGUCUUCCAAAAACCCAUCCCAAACCCAAAAACGUGUUCAUGGAAGACAAUCUUACUUGGCUUCAAGUGAUAGAAGAAGAAGAAGAAGAAGAAGGGGGGAGAGAGAGUGUGUGUGUGUAGAAACAUCUUAUGCCAACCUUGAUCUUAUCCCCACCCCCCAGACUAAAUUAAAUAGCACCAAAGGCUUUAACUUUUCUUCAUAGAGAAGGGGAUGCAUCCCAAUAGAUUUUGGUUUAGUUGCUUUUUCCUGUACCUUUUUUCCAGCUCUGUGAUAUUGGCCCAGAUAAGAGGAGGAUUAUGUUACUGACUGAAGCCAAAAGCCAAUUGGCUGUAUCCAAGCGUAGUUCAGUAAUAGCUGAAAAGCUUGGCCUCUUGCCACCAUAACUUAUGGCUAUAUAUUAUCUCUGCAAAUUAAUCAGGCCCUUGAAUUUUUAGGCUAUACAAAACUGGGCAUGAUGUCACUCAUAGCCAAUCAAUGUGCUUGGAUUGUGUCUCUGGAAGGGAGGAUUAGCGAUACCAAUUCGGAUGGGGUGCUUCCUGUCAUGUUGCGUAUGGUGGGUACAUUGAGAUAGUCCUGUGAGAGAUUUUACAUGCUUUGUGCUUUGUUUAGUGCUGAAAUUGAAGCCGACUUGCUGGCACACAGGCGUCACUCUAGAGAUGGUGAUGUCUGCUCUUGCCAACCUGCCUUGCUGUUGCCCCAUUGGCUAUAUGGAUCAGAUGAGGCAAUAACACAGCUGAAACUCAGGUGUUGAAACCACCCCAAAGCUGUGCUUGCAGAGUAAUUUGGUGAAAUGAAAUGAGAAAUUACCCCCCCCCUUUAAGGGCAUAGGAGGAUAGCACUGCCCUCUUGGUGCGCUGAAAUGUCCUUUUGAGCAUGUUUCCUUGCAAGCAUGAUAUGCAUUAUAUUAUGAUUCAGUUGAGAUUCCUGCAUUGCAGAGGGUGUUGCUUGGAGAAUGCUUUUCAGCCCCAUGGAACCUCCAAUGUGGGGUUCCGCAGGUCUCAAUUCUAUCCCCCAUGUUGUUUAACAUCUACAUGAAACUGCUGGGUGGAGUUAUCUGGAGUGCGUUGUGGGCAGUAUGCUGAUGACACUUAGCUCUAUUUCUCCUUUACAUCUGCAGGUGAGGCGGUGGAAGUGCUGGACCAAUGGUGUCUUGUCUCGAUAAUGGACUGGAUGAGAGCCAACAACUGAAUCUCAGUCCAGAUAAGACGGAGGCACUGUUAGUGGGUGGUUCCUCAGACCAGACGGCUGGGAGGUCGCCUGCUCUUGAUGGGGCUAUGCUGCCCCUGAAGGAGCAGGUUCAUAGUUUGGGGGUCCUCCUGGAUCCUUUGCUGUCGCUUGAGGCCAGGUGGCCUCAGUGGCCCAGAGUACCUUCCAUCAGCUUCGGUUGGUGGCCCAGCUACGCCCCUGUCUGGACAGGGAUAGACUAAUUAUUGUUGUCUAUGCUCUGGUAACCUCAAGGUUAGAUUACUGUAAUGCGUUAAACGUAGGGCUGCCUCUGAAGAUGGUUCAGAAACUUCAGCUGGUGCAGAAUUCAGCAACCAGGUUGCUCACCGAAGCAAGACGGUUUGAGCAUAUGACGCCAAUUCUGGUGCAACUGCACUGGCUACCAUUUAGUUUCCAGGCCCAAUUCAGAGUGAUGGUUUUGACCUAUAAAGCCUUAAAUGCCUCAGGACCACAAUACCUCAAGAGCUGCCUCUUCCCAUAUGAACCUAUCCGGACCCUGAGAUCAUCUUCUGAGGCCCUUAUUCGUGUGCCUCCUCCUUGAGAGGUCAGGAGGGUGGCAACAUGAGAACGGGCCUUCUCUGCAGUGGUUCCCCGUCUGUGGAAUGCUCUCCCUAGGGAAGUUCGUUGUACACCUUUAGGAACCAGGCAAAAAUGUUCCUUUUUAAACAGGCCUUUACCUGACCUGAUCUACAUCCUAUACCCUUUUUAAAAUGCUGGCUUUUUAGGGGGGGUGUGUUACUGGAUUGUUGUUAUAUUUUGAUUUUAUGUAUGUGAUCCUUUAUGUGAACCGCCCUGAGACCUUUGGGUAUAGGGUGGAAUAGAAAUAAAAUAAAAUAAAAUAAAAUAAAAUAAAAUAAAAUAAAAUACCCUCAGGGUGCCUUCCAACUCUGCAAUUCUAUGAUUCAUUCAUUCCCUUGGAAAUUCUGGAUGUUCAGUACUAGCACAGUAACACACAUGAUGUCUAUUGAAGUAAGGAAUACAGUGAUCCAUUGUAAAGUGCGAUAGAGGCACCAUGUAAUUCCGAUACCUAUUCUCAUGCCCACACAGCCUUGUAUUUAACAACUUGCCUAGUAGCCAGAAGUGACCAGGAAUUCCAUACAGGCAAGUGGGUGGGUGGUAGAGGAGGGUAUGAUCUGCCAGCCCACUUGGUUGCCAUGCUAACCGUAGAAGAUGGUAUUCCUGUUCCUCUGUGACGAGUGCAGAAGCACAGCAGACUGGCAGAGGGAGAAAUGGCUUGCUCUGUUACUCCUCUGCCAGUCCGCUUGAUAGAAGGCAUUUUUAAAUUAGCUAGUGUUUCUGUGCUGGCUGCUCCCCUUUUGCUGUGAACCUUACAGCCUAGUGCAAUUUUUUGCAGGCUAGUAACUUUACCGAGCUUAUACAAAGUGAUGCGUAAUAAGCGAUGUAGGGUAUGGUAAUGAACUCUGUCCAAAGGCUCCAGUCUUGCGUUCUCUUAAUCUGUGCGUAAAACUCACUGAAUACGACCGAUCAUACUUCAAAGUAUACAUCCUUAGGAUUUCACGGCACACGUCUACAACAGUUAAAACUGGAGUAUGCGGAAUAAUUUUGAACACUUCCUCUGGCUUUCACAACGGAGCUCUUCAGUGAUCACGGAGUAGUCUAAUAAGCGCUAAUAAAGCAGCGUAAAUUUUUAACUAUUAUUACUCACCUUUAUCCAUAUAAAACAGACUGUUUCUCAGCUGAGGCCCUUUGGGAAGAAAUGGAAUAAUCUUGGUGUCACAUUUGUUAGAAAUGGUCGUGAUAGUUUAAGCAGGGAGGAGGUCAAUGUGCAAAGUUUUUGGGAAAUUAGUUUCCAAAUGUGUGAUAAAUGUAUCCUAUUCUGGCAAAGGAUAAAUGAUGAUAAUAUAAGUUAUUUCUUCUAGAUCCUUGUUAGAAUGGCAGGUGCAGCUGAAUUCUGUUCUGGCACAGGGAUUUGUGUCCCUGCAUUUGGAGUUUUCCUCAGAACUCUGGUUAUUCUUUUGGUCUGUUCCUUUAAGAUCUCUAAGUAACAUAGCCAUGGCUCUCAGGACAGAUAGCUCAGUUGGUAGAGCAUGAGACUCAAAGGGUGAGAUCUCUGGGUUGGGGGGUUCGAGCCCCACAUUGGGCAAAAGAUUCCUCUAUAGCAGAGGGUUGGACUGGAUGACCCCUGUGCUCCCUUCCAAAUCUACAAUUCUAUGAUUCUGUGACAUAUUUCUCUAGACCAGGUCCGGCUGCUGCUGAUUGUCUAGCUCUGAACUACAGCUGCUUCUUUUUUUGUUCCCAGAUUAACCUGAGCAAAGUAGGUGAAUACUGGUGGAGUGCCAUCUUGGAAGGAGAAGAGCAGAUUGACAUUGGUAAAAUCAAUAAAGAACGUUCAAUGGCUACGGUGGAUGAAGAAGAGCAUGCUGUGCUGGACAGGCUAUCCUUUGACUACCACCAAAAGCUGCAGGGAAAGCCACAGAGCCAUGAGAUGGUAUGUUUCUUAAUUAGGAAAUUGUUUGAUUUGCUGACCAUGCAGUUCUUUGCUUCUCUUAAUGUGCUGCAUGCAGUAGGUAGACUGUUUGGAUCAUUGUGGUACUUUGGUUCUGCCAUAGCUCAGGCUUCAAAUCACAAUGGGUAACUUUGCAUAGUCCUUCAAGGAGAGGACAGUUCCCCCACUUCCAUUGUAGGUAACAUGGGGCUCCUCCCACAGCUUGAGGGGAAGAAAGAAUAAAAAACACAAUGCCAAAUUCUACUUGUGUGAAAUAGUUCCUGGGAAUUUCUGUGAUCCAGUUCCAGAAAAUCUUCCUUUAUGGCAGAUAUAAUACAGGAGCAAAUAUCCUAAGUAGGACUUGUAUGUAGUAAGCAAAAUCAAUUUUGUAAAUAACCACUUGCCUGAUUUCUGCUUCUUUUUACUAGGGGAGUUCCAGUUAAGAACAUCAUCUAGGUGGCUGUUUUAACAGGGAGACGUUCCGAGUUUUAACAAAAUUAUCCUUUCUAGACUCAUUUGCAAACCUGAUUUUAAUGCCACUGUUUUCAGUGCUCAGAACGGCAUCUAGGUGUAGAACAUUUAAUGUAUAACCUUUCUCUGAGAGACUUGCCAGAUGCAUCUGUGUCUCUGGUGUGUUAUGGCAUUAGCCAAAUGAUUAUUGCUGUAAUCUUCCGAGUGCAGGGCUAAUGGCAGUAAAACUCCACUUUCCGCUCUUUGGUUGUGAGCAAUAUGGAAAGCAUCCAGAUCGGCGCAAAACCAGCUCUGUGUUUUUACUCCUUUGAUUUGUCAUCUGUAUGAUAAUACCAGAGUGUACCAAAUGUCACUCCUAAAUGCUGUGCUCUAAACAGGUCAUUCGAUCUCAGCAUGACUCGGAAUGUGGAAGGCAGCCUGAGAAUAUAUGGGUAAAAAUUGUAGGGAACAACCUUACUGUGGGUGUUUGCUGAGGACCUGGAUGAUGCCUUUCUAGAGCAGAUUACCAAACAUUCAAAAAGAAGAGAUAUAGUAGUCAUAGGAGACUUCAACUACCCCAAUAGCUGUUGGAACUCAGACUUUUCCAAGAAUGUAAGCUCCAACAAAUUCCUCAGUUGUCUCACUGACAAUUUCAUUUCCCAAAAGGUAAAAGAAGCAACAAAGGGGUCAUCUCCCUUGGAUCUGGUCCUUACCAGCAGGGAAGAACUGAUCGACAAAGUGAAAGUACAAGGAACCUUGGGAGGAAGUGAUCAUGCCCUCAGGUUUUCAUUAUCAUACACAGGCAAGGGAAAGCUAAGUGUAGUUGGACAUGCACUCUCAUCAGAAAUAGUCAAAGGAGUCCACAAGAUGGAUGGGAAUUUCUUAAAGGUGAAAUUUUGAAGGCACAAAGACAGAUAAUUCCAACAAGAAAAGAAAGCGGAAGAUUGCAUAAAUAGCUUGCAGAUGAGCUGAGGUGUAAGAAGGGCAUAUAUAAGAAAUAGAAGGACAAAUCAUGAAGGAAGUGUAUACAUGAGUUGCCAGCAAUUGCAGGGAGAAGGUCAGGCAGGCCAAAGCUCAGAAUGAAAUUGCAAAAUAACAUAAAAGGUUGAUUUGGCUAUGUUCAAAGCCAAGAGCAAGCAAGUGGUGGGUCCCUUGUGUGGAGAAGAUGGAGAAAUGCCACUGGGUGACAGAGAGAAGACAGAACUGCUCAACACUUACUUUGUCCUUGCCUUAAAGGAAACAGUGCUUAACCUGGUGAUAGCAGAAUAAAGGAUGCAGGGAGAGAGCUGAAACCCAACAUAGGAAAAGAGGUGGUAUGGGAACUGCACUCAGGGGUGCUAAAGGAGAUUGUGGAUGUAAUCUCAGAGCUUCUGUCUAUAAUCUUUGAGAAUUCCUGAAGAACAGGUGAUGUGGAUCCCUGUGAACUGGAGGCAGGCAGUUGUCCUCAUCUACAAAGAGGGGGAAAGAGAAGAUCCUACCGAGCAGUGAACUUGACAUUGAUAUCAGGAAAGCUGGUAAAAUGUGGACUGGAUGAGGUAACUCUUAAGUGGAUUUGUAGCUGGUUGACUGACCAAAUUCAAAGAGUGCUCUCUAAUGGUUCCUCAUUAUCUUGGAAAAAAGUGACAAGUGGGGUGCUGCAAGGUUCUGUCCUGGGCCCAUUGUUGUUCAACGUCUUUAUAAACAAUUUGGAUGAAGGCAUUGAGGGAAUACUCAUCAAAUUUGUAGAUGAUAGCAAACUCGGAAGGUUAGUCAAUGCUGCUGAAGACCGAAUCAGGAUUCAAAAUGACCUUAACAAAUUGGAGAACUGUGCCAAAGCUAACAAAUAAUUUUCAGUAGGGAUGAAUGUAAGGUUGUACAUUUAGGCAGGAAGAACCAACUGCACAAAUAUAAGGUGGGGGACACCUGGAUUGCAAGCAGUACAUGUGAAAAGGAUCUAGGGGUCUUAGUAGACCACAAGCUUAACAUGAGUCAACAAUGUGAUGUAACAGCAAAAAAAUCAAAUGUGAUUCUAGGCUGUAACAUCAAGGGGAGCGUCCCGAGAGUUUGGUGUCCAGAUCAAGGGAAGUAAUAGUACCACUCUGUUCUGCCUUGGUCAGACCACACCUGGAGUACUGUGUCCAGUUCUGGACACCACAAUUUAAGAAGGAUAUUGGCAAGCUAGAAUGUGUGCAGAGGAGGGAAACCAGGAUGAUCAAGGGUCUCGAAACCAAGCCUUAUGAAGAACGGCUGAGGAAUUGAGUAUGUUUAGCCUGGAAAAGAGGAGACUCAGAGGACAUAGGAUAGCCAUCUUCAGAUAUCUUUAGGGCUGUCACACGGAAGAUGGAGCAAGCUCAUUUCUCCUACGCUGAAACCUUUGGCAUUUCAAUUGAUGUCGUCACGUAUGAUGUUCUGUGGUUGAGAUUCCUGCAUUGCAGGGGGUUGGAUUAGAUGACCCUCGGAGUCCCUUUCAACUCCACAGUUCUAUAAUUCUAUGUUUCUAUUAUUUAUUUUGCUUUAUAUUUGUACAUGCAAAAAGAUACACUGUUGUAUUUAUAAGAUUACUUAUAACCUUCUUUUCAGUUUGGUGAAUUCAAAAAAUUGGACUCAGAGAUAUUAUAAUAUCAGAUCAUGUGCAUUAAAGCACAUAAUAUCAAAUAAUGUGCAUUAAAAAUACAGACUAAAUCAGCUGUGUUAUUUUAACAGCAAAGAGAAUAAUUCCAGCCAAACUUGACUCUCAUCACACUUGGAAUGUAAAAGCCUGCUGAAAAAGAAAGUUUUAAUAGCCCCUCUAAAUGAGCUAGGCUAUUGAGUCUUGUGAAUAUCUAACGAAUAUUAAUUCCAUAAAUGCAGAAUGACAAUGGGGAAUGCUAUAUUAAUUGUCAAUAUUGAUCUAUCGUCCAAGGAGGCACCAUUUGCAGCAAUCAUCCAUUAUGCUAAACUCAGUGAUUAGGGAGGUCUUUGCAAGAAUAGGGUCUUCCCAAUACACGUAUGUUUGUUGUUGCAUAAUGAGCUAUUCGUUGUUGUUGAUUAUGAUAUUUUUAUUAUUCUUCACUACUUAAGAAGCAUCUCAGUGUGAUUUCACAAUCUAGAGUGAGCAUCCAAAGCCUUAUCCAUGUUUGUAUGCUUAAAUUGGCAUACUAUUUUCUGUGCCCUCUGUUUCAUGAGGCUCAAGGCAGCUUGCAGCAAAUAUAAAAUACAAAAUGUCAUAACAUCUUCACCAGCAUCAAACAAUUUGAAAAUAAAAAUUCGAUAAAAAUUUCCACUAAAACCUUCAGCAUAUUUCUGUCUUGAGGAUUUACUGAGAAGAAACAGUUCCACAAAUCACAAAAUCUGUCUUAAGUUGGAAAACAAUGUCUGGCUUUUAAAACUGUCACUCCUUCCCCUAAGACUCCCUGUCUGAGUUUUAAGUUCUGUAAGGAUGUUGGGAUGUGAUGGGAAAUCAUGCCUGGAAUCUGUCAGAAGAGUGCUUCUAAUUUGUCUGCGUUCAUUUCUGGAAUCGUAAAAUUUUCAACUAAAAACAGAAAAGGAAGCCCCCAGCAGAGAACUUGCACACAAAAAGUUAUUGAAAUGUGCUUUUGCCUUUCUUAUUUGGAGGUAGGCAGAAAAUAGAUUGGGACCCACUGCAGUCUGGAUCAGCAAGGGUUUCUGACUCUGAAUGGCAAAUAAAAUUGUAUUUUUAAAAGGCCUCAGUGUUCAUUGCCUGUAAAAUGAGUAUUAAUUGGUUGUCUUUGAAAUGGGCUUUGUUACAGCUCUGUUGGCCAAUUUAAGAUUUCUGCAUUAACAUUUCUGAUCUGUUGUAACUCUGGUGUAGAUUUGUACUCUCAUAUAUGCAGGUUAUUUCAUUGUAUGGCUCAUGGGGUGCAGUAUGUUGCUGUUUCCGAAGCAAGUUACUGUUCCAAAUCUGGUACUUCUCUCUGCUCCUAUUUUUGCACCUCUUUCUGGUUGGUGAACCUCAGAAUUCUAUGGGGGGGGGGGGAGGAAUAUUGUAAGCCUGAACUCUGCCAACCUUGGUGUAGCAGUCUUCAGUAAGUCUGUGUUGCUUAUAAGGAAUCUGUCUACUAAUAACAAUUAAAUAAUAAUAAUAAUUAAAUAAUUAUUUUUAUCCCGCCCUCCCCGGCCAUAGCUGGGCUCAGAGCGGCUAACAUCAUAUAAAUCAGACAAUUUGCAUAAUACAAUCUACACUAUGCAAAUAAAAUAACAUUCAACUGUCAUUAAAAUAAUAUGGAAUAUUAAAUAUGGCAAAUCAAAAUAGAGGAUUUUGCAACACUGAACAAGAUAUCUUUGAUUUCUACUGAGUGCGACUGUUGGUCAGUCUCUAGCUUACUGACUGGCAUUGGGUCUCCAGAGGUUCAGGCAGAUGUCUCUCUCCAUCCCUACCUGUAGGUGUUGGGGGUUGAAGAUGGCACCUUCUGCAUGCGAAGCAAAUGCUCUUCCACAAAUAUUUUCAAAAAAAGUUUAUAAUAUUUCUAAAGCAUUUUUAGGAUUUAAGAUUUUGUUGUUCAUUGGCUUGAUAGACAUUAUCAACAGGUUACCAACAGGUUUUGUAGCUAAAUAAAUAAAUAAAUAAAUAAAUUUUAUUUAUACCCCGCCCUCCCCAGCCAAGACCAGGCUCAGGGCGGCUAACAGCCAAUAAUAAAAACAAGCUGAUUAAAAUACAAUUUAAAAAAAGAUUAAUAUACAACAUUAAAACAUUAGGAUGCAGCCUCUUCACAGGAGGAGAAAGGAAAAAGAAAGAGGAGGAGAGAAUCAAACUGAUUCUAAGCCAAAGGGCAGGUGGAACAACUCUGUCUUACAGGCCCUGCGGAAAGAAAUCAGAUCCCGCAGGGCCCUGGUCUCAUGAGACAGAGUGUUCCACCAGGCCAGAGCCAGAGUUGAAAAGGCCCUGGCUCUGGUUGAAGCUAAUCUAACUUCCUUAGGGCCCGGGACCUCUAGGGUGUUGCUAUUUAUGGAUCUUGAGGCUCUCCGUGGGGCAUACCGGGAGAGGCGGUCCCGUAGGUACGAGGGUCCUAGGCCGUGAAGGGCUUUAAAGGUCAAAACCAGCACCUUAAAUCUGACCCUGUACUCCACCGGGAGCCAGUGCAGCUGGAAAAGCACUGGGUGAAUAUGCUCCCAUGGCAGAGACCCCGUGAGGAGCUUCGCUGCAGUAUUCUGCACCCGCUGGAGUUUCUGGGACAGCUUCAAGGGCAGCCCCGCGUAGAGCGAAUUACAGUAGUCAAGCCUGGAGGUGACCGUCGCAUGGAUCACUGUGGCCAGGUCGGGGCGGGAAAGGUAAGGGACCAACUGCUUGAUGCGGCGAAGGUGGAAAAAUGUUGCCUUGGCUGUUGCUGUAACCUGUGCCUCUAUGGAAAGGGAGGCGUCAAGGAUUACACCCAAACUCUUAACGGAAGGCAAUGGCACUAAUUGGGCCCCCGCAAGAGAAGGGAGUUGGUCCCUCAUCACCAUACCAUCCUGACCCAGCCAGAGGACCUCUGUCUUCGAAGGAUUUAGUUUCAAUUUAGUUUCAAAUGGGUUAACUGUCAUUGUGAACUAUGAAAUUAGAUAGAUUUAGAACAUACUGUAUUGGCCUGAAUAUAAGCCGCAGACCGAAUAUAAGCUGAACCUUUAAAAUUGAUUUGGGGGGGGGCGUUGCAUACUGUAAGGUCGCUAAUAUAAGCUGCACUUUAACUUUUCACAGUUGGAAUUGGGGGGGGGGGGUGUGAGGCUUAUAUUCAGGCCAAUACGGUAAAUGCCAAGGCUUUUAUCAGUGUAGAUAUCUCUUUGGCUUUUUCCCUGGAACACCUGAGCAAAAGGAUUCCUAGCACAGUUGUGUGAUGGCAAUCAAAGAUUACUUAAUGGUGGAACACCAGAGUUAGCCUGCAGGUACAGAACCGAGAAGAAGAAAAUAAAUUAAAACAGAAAUAAAAUAUUUAAGGGAUUUUAAGUAAGCAGAAGCCCAGUUUUCCCAAGCUUAUAUCCCUGUUCCUGUUUGGAAUCUUGGCUAUGCUGCUACAUGGGCCUCUGACCCAUCUGCAGAGCAAGGAACCAUCUCUCCUGCCUUUGCUAACAAAUGGUGCUGCAAUGAAAUUUAAGGAAGAGCAGCUGGCAGCUAUACCGUGCCAUUCUUGGUUUCACUGAAUAAUUUGAUAAUACCUGGCUGCGGUCAGUGGACUGUAUUCAACUGUUCCGUUGACCGGCAAAUCAGGAUUAAUCAAGUUGGUGGGUUUCUGUAUAUUGCACGACCGUGACAUGACUCUUGUCUUAAUUUCAGAAAGUCCACGAGAUGCUCAAGAAGGGCUGGGAUGCUGAAGGCUCCCCGUUCCGAGGCCAGAAGUUUGAUCCCUCCAUGUUCAACAUCUCUCCUGGGGCAGUGCACUUUUGAUGAUGGCACCGAGGAUGGGAGAAUUGCCUACCUGCCGGGGAGAGUAGGAUGAAACUGAUGCCACUGCCACACUCCUCCCCUCCUGCCAGCGAUGUCAAUCAGCCCCUUUGUCCCUGCCUUGUUACCUGGGCUUGUUUGCAAAAUGACAAAGGACUUCAAAAUAGCCAGAAUGUGGGUUUGCUUUUGGGGAGGGGGGAGAGGGAAGUGCAAUGUUGAGCAAGUCCUUCCCUCCAGCGCCAGGUUGGUGCAUUUAAUAUGUAUGUGGGGGAAGCCUAGCAAAAAGCAGCCUUACGUACUGUGUCACCACGGCAACCAGCAGCUGCUGGUAGCAUUUCCUCUCCUCUCUUGUUAAUGGAUUGCUUUGGGGAGGGGGGUUGAUUGAAGGCAGUAUCCCCCCCCCCCACCUCUUUUUCAGAAAUACAUGCAGUUUGGCCAAAUGAUGGCGAGAUUCUCUCCUGUUUCUUUGUUGCUGUCUUCUGUCCCUGCUUCCAUCUUUCAGGAAACCCAAUCUCCUAAUGGCACCAGGCACCACAGCCUCCUUUAAACACCAGCAAUCUGCAAUCAGUGUCAUUUUAGCAGCAUCUUAAUUGCUAGGUUUGGUCCUUGAGGCCCUGGCAGUGGGAGGUAAAUGUUGCAGGCUCAGACUAAUAGCUGAAAAGGAGCCAGAACAGAAGGUGACACUUGAUAGCUGUAUCUUUACUGUACAUCUCUGGUGGUCUGUGACGCUUUGGCAUUGAAUUUGAAAAAUAAAGGGGGGGGGGAGAGACAGACUUCUCCUGAUUGCAGUGACUGGAUGACUUGGUGCCCAGAGAGCGGCAGGUCUCUGUGAGUCUCAGUCUGUUCUUAGUUUUAUCCAAAAGUGCUUGAUAUUAAGCUUCAGAGUGUAGACAUUAGUUUAUCUCCCUCCCUCCUCUCUUAGGGCCAAACUAGCUGAUACAGCAAGUGUGGGAUUGUAUUUAAUUAUCUGUCUUUUUUCAAAACAACAACAAAUCUGUUUAUGGAAAAUCGGGACCACAGGGUGGGGUUUAACUUUUCCCUGUACACUGCAGUCCUGACAGUCCCCCCCCCCCCCGUUAUUUACAUCAGAAAAUAUAUAUCCCAUGUAGAAAGCCAAUGUAGCUUUCCUUUUAGGUGGGGGCAGCAGGGUUGGGGGUGGGUUUGAUGGGACGAUAGCAUUGGAAGAAAGGGUUAAACUUACCUGACAGCCCAUGACUGCAGAUAGCGAUGACUUGGCCCACCUCAGCAGGUUAUCUUGAAUCUAUGAGCACAUUUAGUACAAUUGUGGCUCUUCCCCUAAAUUCUGCUUCAGAGGAGGCAGGGUGUGCCAUUUGAAUUUAAGAAUCUUAUUUCUGCUUAUUGUCAUAAAACUGGCAACCUGUUACAGGGGGUAGUGAGAAAUACAUUUGAGGGAAAGAAAAGUCAUGGCUCUUGAAGUUGUCCUAUUGUUCUGGCAAUAUACAUACCUUUAAAAAAAAAUUGUUAUAGGACCCAUAGAGAAAGCAGCCGUUCCAGAUCUAAUAAUAUUAUGUGCAUGUCUGCCAUUAAAAAUUGGCAAGAAAGUCAAAGCUUCAAGAACGACAUCACCUGUCAAAAUGUAAAACACAUUUUAGGUUUGUUCAUAGUUGCUUAGUGGGCCAUAUAAAGGCGUAAGUGUUAUCUCCACUAUUUUACACUUAAGAAGGGAAGUAAACGAUAAAAUACAUAGUACAUUGAGACAUUCUUGGUGCUUGUGAUACCCAAUAUAGAAUUACAAUAUGCAAAAUUCAGCUGAGCCCACCAGUAUAUCGGCUUUUAGUUGCGAGAUGUAGGGCACAUACCAGACAAAGCUCUUGGCUUCUGAAUAAGCAAAUCUGACAAUCCUCACAACUUCAGACAAGUCAAAAGAGAAAACUGGAUAAAUAGUCUCCAGUACAAGAUUUCAGUUGAAUUCUCGGCUCACCGUAGACAACUUUAAAGAAAGCUUGACCAUGAGAGAGCAAUAGAGAAGGUGGCUGUUCCAGAUAUGGUAGGAAUAUGUUUGACCGCUGUUUUUAAAAAAUCCCCACAUCACAAAACGGUCCCUGAAGCUGGCAGAUUUUCAGCUGUAGUGUGGUGGAUGCAGCAGAAAUCCCAGUCACACAUGCCCAAUGAGUUUUCUGGACUCGUUUUCGCAAGGGGCCUAUGCUUGUUUCUGAAGACAUCAGUUGCCAUUUGAAGCAGAAGAUCAUGUCCGGUGUUAGUCAUACUCAGAGUAGGCCCAUUGAAUUUAAUGGAUCUGACUAACCUAGGCUCAUUAAUUUCAACAGGUCUCCUCUGAGUAAAACUUACGUUGGCUACAACCCAGUUUUGUUUCUUUCUUAAAUGACUUGAUCCAUGACAAAGGGAAUGACAAAGAACUUGCGAUGUCUAUGUUGGCUGUAGAAAGAGAGGCUAGGUGAUAUUUUAUUUUUACAGGUAGUUUAUAUGUCAUUCAUAUAUGACUUUCAUUGUAGGCAUAAAAGUAAAUGGAGAGAAAAGCACACAGCUUCCUGACCAGUCCCUGACAGUAGGAUGGUUGUUACUCACAUGCAACAUGAAUGUCACCACACCUUUUGUCUUCUGAAUGGGCAUUUCACAAUAGUACGUUUCCCAAACACUUUGUGGACCUACUACCUGCAGUCUAUCAUUAUUCUACUGUUUAGGAAGGCAAGUGGGUGGUGAAAGAAUGUCCCCACUGAUCAACACGUUCCCCCUUCCUUUUUAAAACAAUAAUUUUAUUCUAUCUAAAGCACCUAAAAUCAACUAGGCAACAGUCUUAAGUUGUUUGUCUAAUGCACAGUGGGUUUGUAUGAUUUAUGGUCAAUAUUUGUGGGUGUCCACCACCUUGAGUUUUGUGGUUCCAAUGAGCUUGACUAGGACUAGCAUUCCCAAGACUGCUGACAAAUAUCAAAGGGAUGGGUUUCUUCAGGACUUGUACAUCCCCUCAGCCCAGCCCCUGCCCAGCUUCAGGAGGUCUGUCCACUCCAACCUUCUGACCUCCUGUUGGGCUUCCUAAUGGUGAAAAUAGUCUUAAGACUGCAUGACCUGGAUUAGUGGUUUUUUUUGUUUUUCCCCCAAUCAUGAACAGUGGGUAUUAAACUGUGCUGGAUUCUAAAAAAAAUGAUCAAAACCUUCCUUGGAAUAUCUGUUGUACUUGUAUGGUGCUGAAGUAGGAGUGGGGAAACAGAUGUGCCGUGAAAUGUCAAAGACAAUGACUACUUGAUUUUGAUUUUUUUGUCCUACAGGUAUUUGGGGAAAGGUAGCAUCUUGCCAUUUUACAGAUGUAUGUUCAAAGAGUUGGCUGUCCUUGCUCAGACAAAAUGCCUUCUUCUAAAACAAGAAAAGUGAGAUGUCCUCACUUAAGCACUGGGGACUGGCCUCUUCCCUCAAAAUGGGACAGAUGGAGAAAUGUCGCUUGCUUUCAGUGCCUCGUCUCUCAAUCAAUCCUUGUGCUGAGCCAGUCGAUUAAGCCUUAAAGUUCCAUGCAGGGCUCCCUCGUAGGCCAGCUUUGUCCAACUAGAAGACAGUUCCCAACACUAUUUUCUUCCUAGCAGAGACAUUUCUACCCAACUAGUCUCCAGCCUAUGCCUUCUGGCAGCCUGGCUUUCUUUCUGUUCCAACUGAGUUCUGAAGCUGCAACAUUGCCAUGACACUGAGCAGCCUAUGUCUAGGACAAGUCAGCACACUUUGUGACCCUUCAGGCCAAGCAAGCUUCUUCAAGGUCCUGAUAAACUUCCACUUCUGUCAGACUGCAGAAACGAAGUAGGGUGGGAAGGGAGCAUUGUUGAGGACUUGAUAGGUCUGAAAAUGCAUGACUUGGUGGAUCUCAAGUUACCCAAGCUUGGUCUAAGUUUACUCAUGGUUAAUUUUUACUUUCCACCUAUCUCUUUCUACUCCCACCUGGAAAUGGGUGUUCUCUGGCAGCUGCUGACAACACUCCCUUCAUUUUGGUUGUCUACAAGCUACAGUUUGCAUAUGAUGCUAGCGUCUUUGCUGAACCGAGGGACAGUGCUGUCGACCUGGCAUCGGCUCUUGCUUGUAGCACACACUCUUUACCUGCUUGCAAUAAAGAACGCGAUGUCAAAGCA
Molecule: messenger RNA, 58607 nt
Organism: Podarcis lilfordi (Lilford's wall lizard)
Lineage: Eukaryota; Metazoa; Chordata; Lepidosauria; Squamata; Lacertidae
Source: the annotation of a GenBank genome assembly